AUGGAUUUGGCUUCUUUGCUUUUACUGGCUCUUCUGAGCGCCGGGACGCUGCUCCAAGGUAAGCCUCCUGUAAAUGUAGUCUCUGUUCAAUGAUAGGCUUGAGGCUAUGACAUGUUUUUUACACUGUAGUAGUCUAGUUACAUGGGAGCCUCGUUAUGUAUCGAAAGUAACCCACAAGGAAAUUACUCACACAUAAUGUUUGUUAAAUACCUCCAGGAUGAAGUUUGUAAAUGGGUUAAUCUCUAUUAAGGUGCCACUUUCAUGUCUGAUUCACGUGUUUCAGGGCUGAAGUAACAGAAUUAGUUGUGCGUGAGGCUGUGAUAUCCAUCCAUGGUAGUAUACUCGGGACUAGGGCUGGGCAAUUUAGGAAAAAGUUUAUCACAAUACAUAUUUUUUUCAUAUCAGUCGAUAUCGAUAUCUAUCAGGAUAUAAAACAAUCACUAUUCUCUGUGUUACUCUUGACUGAAUAGUCAGUUCAGUGUUGCUAUUCGUAUAGUCUACCAAAACAUGGCAAAAUGCAUGACUAUUGAAAAGCAUAUUGACCAUGUUUCAUAUCGAUAUCGAGGAAAAUUAAUUUUUGACAUAUAUCAUUAUCAUUUUAUCGACCACCCCUAACUGGCACUCAAUCAGCCUGGGAGUUUUAUGGCUCAGUUCACAACCUUUCAUUGAAAAUGUGUAAAUUUCUCCUUAGGCUACCAGUAAGUCUGAGAUAGAGCGCUCUCUCUUAAAAUCUUGUAGAAAUCAAGUUUCCAAUUAUUGCUCAGACCUAAGUUUAAAGCUAUCAUUUUAAUAAACAAAUAUGAGAAUAUCACCACUUUUUCUUGCUAUAGUAACCUACAGGGAUGCUGAUAAGUGAAGAGACCAAAUGCGCAGACAAUGAGUGCUUCAGGCUCCAACAAGUUUCAACAUGUGGACUGAUUGAAGUAUUUAUGAGUGUAGGGGACAGACAGCAGACACAUCGCUGUAUAUCCACAUUGAAAGAUGAACACAGACCAGUUAUCAAAGAAUCAAAUGUCGUCUGUCUGGUUUCUAACAGUAGGAGCAGCAGGCACACUGUUGUGCAGAGGAUACUCUGUGUUUUGGUGUUAUUACCUGUAAUAGAAAACUGCGUACACAUAUUGGUAUUCAAGUCGAUGUCAGCUGAAAUGAGUUUAAAAAUAAAGGCAUAUCAGAUAUUGUCAAAGAUCUCAUAUCAGGCAUCUCUUAAAGUUAUAUACUAAAACUUAAACUUAAUAAAAAAAAAUCCCUGGAUGAAUCAUAAUAAUAAUUUUAAUUCAUGGACAAGUCUUACCUAUUUGCAAUUGUUUUUAAUCAUUAUUAUGUCCAGUCAGUUUUCUUGAUACAGUGCUACAUCAUUACAUUGUUUGGUUUUUGAGAACUUUUCAUAUUGAGCAGGUUCAGGCUUUGACUGAAUCCUACCCGCCCACUCAGGAGUUAUGGGCUCAUGGCUUGUGCUUAGUAGAGGCUCUACCUCACUCUCACUGUCUGCAGCAAACUGGUUCAGAGGCUACUGCUCUAGUAGUAGUAGUAGUAGUAGUACUAAAUAUAGUAGUAGUUUUGUCUUCAGUUGCCAUAAACAAAAUAAUAAUUUUCACAAUCCAGACUUUUUAAACAAAGUAAACAGUCAUGUCUUAAGCAGUGACUGAACGGGUACUGGCUAAAGCAAAAUGCCUAUUUACUUUUUGUAAAACACCUUUAGCAUACUUGUUCCAUAUUGUAUUAGGUUAAAAAACACUCCAUACAUUGACUUGAUUCAUAAAUUUAAGCUCUAGUUUUCAUGUUGUAUGUUAUGUUUGUGUUGCAUAUCUAGCAUCUUUAUUUUGCAAUGUGUCAUGUACACAAUGAGCUUUGAGAUAGCUGUGAUAAAUAUGAUUAUUUACUGGUGCAUUUGGCUGUGCCAGCUUCUAAAGCUUUACUUUGAUUAAAUGAGGCUCUUUCAGAACCACUUUUGUCUUGAGUUCAGUUAAAAAGCUAAUUUGAAAGUUUCUCUGUAAACCCAGGCUUUCUGCCUCAGGCUUUAAAGCAUGUUUGUAAGACGGUGCCUUUAGCUUGUCAUUUGAUGUGUCUUUGGCACGAAAAGAAACAAUUAUAAGCAGACCACUUCUGUCUGACUGAUGUCAUAAAAAGAGAUGCUGACUAUUUGAAAGUCAUGGCUGUAAGGGUUGGCACUGCUGCUGGAGUUAAAGAUGGAAUGUAAUCCGGUGGAAAAUAUUGUGUCAGCACAUAUCAAAUAUUUUAAAGUACAAGCUCAGUGCCCCUGUUUAUUUUUAACCGCCCACAGAGCAACUCUUUAACUUUCACAAUCAUGCAAAUCCUGUCAGUAGAACAGGCAGAAACAGCUAUAAGCCUGCAGCUAGCCAUCGACUUGCCUACCUUCACUUCAUAAAUGCAUGUUUGUUUAACAAACGCAAAUCAAUUCCUUUUUCAUUGUUGAUUUUGGUUCAAAAAGCUGUGUUUAACAAAUAUUGCAGAACAUUUUUGGGCCAAAUUUGAAAUUGUAAUCUUACCCAAAUCAAAGAUGUGCUCCCCUUAAAGUCCUUUGAUAUACAGAUGACCUGCUGAAACUUAAUGGGUCAAUUGUACGCAAAACGAACAAGAAAAACGAGAGCUGGGAGACUGGUGGGUUUCGUUACGAUAUCAAAGAUCUGCAUACUUCAACAGGCAUCCAAGGACAUUGCAAGGCAUCAAAUAAGAAAUGACCGUACUUUAUAACCUUCAGAUAAUAAAAUGACCACAUAUCAUAUACAAUUUCAUGUAGUAACUCUUAACACAGCCAAGUGAAAUUGAAUUACCACUGCUGGUCUCCAUAGGUUAAAACAAAAGUCAUUAUGCCCUUUAGUCUGGCUUUAUGAUACACCUGUCAGGUGAAAUGUUUAGUAAACUUAGUUUUCUAUGGAUACAGGUGUACAUCUAAAUACAGGUGGUUUUCACCUAAACUAGCCCCCUGCAGACAGUGCUUUAAAUAAAGCUACCCACCCACCCCCCACCCAUACACUCACACACACACAUGCACACACACAAAUGCACACGCCCACUCACACACUCCCUCAGGCCAAAAUGGGGUCCCUGCUAUCUGAUCAUGUGUUUGUAUUCAGGGAUGUGGUUGUUUAUGUUUCGUUGUAAUCCAAGUACCAGUUUGUAUGUGUUUUGUGUGUGUUCAUUAGUUUCAGGAGCUUAGUGACUGAAGAGAAGCCAGGAAACACACUGACCGUUUAAUGAGUUUUGUCCAGCUCUUAAUGCUUCACAGACUUGUGCUUAUAAAGAAUAUUAGUGCUGUCUCCUUGUGAACAUGGGGGAGUGAUACAUCUGAGAUAAGAAGUCUCUGAGUAAAGCUGUGGAAUACAAAUUAUUCUUAAAAAUACAACCUAUAUUAAAAAGGCUCUUUAGGGCUGUUAUUAAACCGUGUUUGAUUGUUAAGCCUUACAUGUGUUUCAGAGACUGAUGCUGAAUUUGUGCCGCUGAUACAGUUUUCAUCAUGACAGAGCCAAGGCAAUGAUGACAUGAAAGUACAGAAGUGACAAUAAAUACUCAGCCAAUUAUUUGCUUUGUUUUUGUUUACAUGAGACAAGACUGGAGUAGUGAACUAUUGGACAUUCAAAAUCCAUGAUAUUUCCCAAACUGUGCAUCUAAUUCAUCUAAUUCAUUCAUCAUGCAUUCCUGGAACAGACUAAGAUAGUUGAGAGGUGCAGUUAUUAUCUGCAACAAGUGUGCUGCAGGUACAAACUGUAUCUGCUUCCAUGCGUCCUUCUCACUCAAUGCAUUGACACAUUAGUCUGACUGAAAUUGCACUAAAUUGAACUUUUCACAGUCAGACUAACAUACUUGGAUAAUGGGAUUUGGGAUUGAUUUUCUCCUCCAUGUAUUCAGCUCAAUCAAACUGAAACUGGUCUGUCUACACAUUCUUUGUGUCCAAGCCUUGACCCAUCAGUUUGGAGAUUCAUAGUGUCAUAUUCGUAUUCAUAUAUAAUGCAGCUUUAAUGCUACAAUCCCCCCAUAUGUUUGUAUUGAUUUCACCUUAUUUAGUCAAAGAAUCAGUCCUCUUUAUUACCGAUUUUAUUUGUAGCCUUUUACACACUGCAAUUCCUUGACAGUGCAGGAACUGAGUUCCAGCCAGCACUACAACUUUGGACUACACACCCCAAAACAACAAAAUAUCGGUGCGCAGUUAGAUAACGUUGCAUUACGUUUCUUUUGAAGCACGAAGGGCAUGGCUUGUAAACACACAGCAGGAGCUCCCCAUACACACACACACACACUCUUAGACACACACUUACACAUUGCGAUGAUCCACAGUGCCGCCACCUUCUCCCCCUAAUUCUGUCCAUGUUAAUUCCUUCUGAGGGGGAUCAGGGGCGCCCCAUCAUUACUCCCCUGGGGGUUACUCUUAGCCAAUGAGGCGUAAAUAUCUCACCUUGUAAUGGCAGUAUGUAAGUGCCUUGUAUAAAAUCAACUUUUAUGACCUUAAUAGAUCAUCAGGGACAGCAGAGCAGUAUUGCAUUGUGGGAGAGUCUGAACAAAAUUGACCAGCUUAAGUAAGUAAGCCAGACAUUACACGAGUGUAAAUAUCUGAAUUGGAAAUAUUUCAGAUGUUUACACUUGGUACUCGUCUAUGAUUGGCUCAUUGAAUUAAGCUAAAAAGAGAAAUAUUUCAUCUAAAAGAAUUGACUUAAGUGAGAUGACUUUUGACUCAAAACUAGAAUUUGAGUUUUCAUCAACUAAAACUGAAACUAUAAAAAGCAAAAAAAAGUCUUAAACUGAAACACGUUUUUCAUCUUCAGACUAAGAGUAACUAAAGAGUUGCUAAAAUUAACUGUGACAUGGACUUGUGUCACUGACUCAGAGUAAGCUCGGAUAAAUGUUUUAUUUUUUCAGCUCUUAUCUCGGAGCCCUGACUGUGUCACUGGACGUCUCUCCCUGAUCACAGAGCUGCUCUUUGUCAGAGCGGCCAGAGGGCGGGCAGCCUGUCUGACUGCUGACCAAGUGUGUGUGUGUGUGUGUGUGUGUGUGUGUGUGUUUGUGUGUGUGUGUGUGUGUGUGUGUGUGCAUUAGGAUUGUUAGUCGACACCCAAGCUGGGGGCACAUCUCCAUCACUUGAUGCUAUCUGGUCUGCAUCUGGAUCUGGAUCUGGAUCAGUGACUCCGCUUUGAGGAGGGAAUGCCUGUGAUUUUUUUGGUCACAUUUGAUUCAUGAUGACGAACGUAUUGGUCCUCCCCAUAAUGACACAGAGCAGCUCGGUGGGCAGAGGCUGAAGUCAGUUUUCAGCCUGAUCUGUAGCAUUCCUCACUUCAAAGGGGAAUGUUUUCAAAGAGACCUUCAGACUUCCAAGUUUGAAGUCUCGGGAGGCUUUUCAGGGUGACUUUGGAGUGAGUGGUAAGCUGCCGGUGCAGAUGUGAGGAGAUACAGCAAAGUGUGAGGUGUUGAAUAAGUAGAUGUGAACUGUUUUUGGAAGAGGUUGUCGUGACUAACAGAGAAUUUCAAAGUUGGUACUAACAGAAAAGAUUCCUGUGGUUACAGCACGCAAUCUGGAUCUAGUUAGCACCUUUGAGUUCUCUUUGGAGUGCCUACAAUUUAUAUACUGUCCUAGAAAGGUGUAAUACUACUACUACUACUUCUUAGAACUACUUAGAAGUAUGAUGAAAACUUUUUUUUUUUUCAUGCAAAAACUUAGGGGUGAAUUAUAGACCCUUUUAAAACUGACAUCACAAUAGUGUCAUGGUACUCAUGGUAUAAAAAGGUACUAAGAACUUAUUCGCCCUGAAUUUAGCUGUGUUGUUCUCAUUUGGUUUUUGUCAGUCAACACUAAACGCCUGUCCAUCUCCCCUUCGGCAACCCUGUCAAAUCAUCAGUCCACUGACAAACACUCCACUCCCAUUUGUCACUGUUAAUUUGUCCAUGGAAAACAAGCAAAAAACAACUUGCUAGCCAAUGCUGGUUGAGGUGUUUUUUUUGCAGUCAGCUAAGCCCCGCCCACAUCAAACUGUUUACGAACACUGAAAGGGUCUACAGCUUCUGAACAUCAAAAACUGAGACAAAGCAGUGGCUAAGGUUCUCUGUUUGAGGCAAAAAAGAAAGACAUUUCAGCUAUUCUUACUUCUAAAUUCACAACAAAUGUUGGUGACAAACUCUUAGUAUCUUUGAAAUGUUACAUUAUUUUCUGUUUGAACUCUUAUGAAACACAAUUAUUAUUAUCCAUGAACUACUUAAACAUGGCAAAUCAUUUAAUUUCUCUCAGUUUCUCAGUCUCGUUACACUUGCCUUGAUAAAACUUGCUUCCCCCCCUCCUAAAGAAGAACAAAAGACAGAAACAGAGCUUAUAUCUGCUGAUAAAGCCAGAAAACACAGUGGGAGUGGUAUGCAGUUUCAGUUGAAUUACUUUGGCUUGAGGGAAUGGACGGUUUAAAAUGCUCUUGCCUAUUUGCCCCAACACGCAGAACAGCUUGUGUUUUUCUGGAGGGAAAAUUCAGAGGUGUUGGUCAGCAUUACUCAGGGGGGUGGGGGUUGGGGGUCGGAUAUGUGAAGACAGGAGGGGGCAGCCACCUUUAGCUGCUUUUAUCCAACUGCCCCCAGCAGCUGAUUUCUGGAAGGUCACAGUCUUUUUGAAGCACCACACACAGUCAGUUUCCCCUAUCAGACAAAUUUAGUUUGAUCUAUUAUUCAUAAAAGCCCCCACCCAAACCCCUGCGCUGUUCAGACUCGUCACAGAGACUCCCAUAACUUACUUUUGUCGUGUGAAAAGGUCAAAGGUUUAUGAGAUUUCUCCCUAAGUGAGGAAAAUAUUGCCUCCCAUGAGCUGCUGGGGAAUGCCCCUCAAACCCGUGAAAGACAGAGGUUAAGGUCAUUCUAGUUUUUACCUCCAGUAGGUAUCUGAGGGGCUGUUUACACUAAAGCACACCCAAUAAAAUACGGUAAACUACUGGGGUGCCUUGGCCAUUCUCUGACAUGCUUCCUUUGUAAAACAACGUGAGGAAAUCAGGCCCUUGGGAUGGAAACAGUUCUGAUUAAUCUCUGAGUCACAGGCAUCAUAGGGGGUGGAGAAUGUGAAUGACUACCCUGGGCCCCAUCAGAGGAAGGGGCCCUUGAUGGACCUGAAAUGAAAAUGUACUUUUGGUUUGGAUUUUCUCCUCUAAGUUAUGGCUGCCAUAUGUAAGUGAAGUUAAAUCAGCUGAAAAAAUGUACAAUUUUCUCUCUGAGGCCCCUCUCAUCCCUGCUGUGUGUGCAAAAUAGUCUAGUCCAUCCAGUGCCAGCCUUCAGGAUUGAUUUAGUUGCACUCAAGAGAGUUGCCCAUUUGGGAAUAAAGCUGAACAGCAAGCAAUGAAUUUGAAUUUGAUUUACGAAAAAUAUACCUGGUGUAAAGUAAGGUAGUCUUGAAAGGUAAAAAAAAACCAGCCUCAUUACAACAAAGAAAACAUGUAACAUCACUGCACAUAGCAGAGUGACACUAAUGCCAAGAGUGAAACCAGAACCAGGUCAACCUGACAUUACAUGUCUGUGUCAGUUUGGUGAGCCCCCAGUCUCAGUUUUUGUCUUUUCAGGUGAGAAGUGUCUGAAAUGGUGGGCCUCUCAUUGCCCAGAGCAUGUUGGGGGUUCCCAGAUGAAGCUUUAAAAGCUUUGAAUAAAAAGUACCUACCCACCCAAAUGUGCAGGGACAGGCUGUGACAUAAACUAAGAGGAGCAAAAGAAAGUGAAACUAAAUGAGAUCAUGGGGAAACCAGCACUCAUUCACACGCACAGCUGCUGUUGUGACUAAAAAGUUAUUUAUAUCCCGCAAUGAUGUUAUCAUAAAAGUUAUUUAAGUCCAAUGAAGUCCUAGGAGCCUGGCUGAUCCAACACAAGGGGAAAAGUUCUGGGUUUUCCCAAAUCGCAGUCUGGGAGGGGGAGCUUGUCUUGUUUUGUAGGACAACUAAAACAAUAUAACAUAGUGUUGAACAAUAAUAGCCGUAAUGAAAAUUAGGAUUAUACAUCAUCACAAUUAUUUUUUAAGUGAAUUAAGUUUUUUAAAAUUUUAUUUCUUAUUUUUCUUUAAGUUAUAACCUGAAUUCAAAUGGAGAACCUGUAGCUACAAGGCUAAAGCAGUCAGUACACAGUAGAGCUAAUGUCUAGACACAGAUGAUAUGUUGAAUGUGUGGAUAUCCUGAUUAGCCUUUGUAGCCCUGACCUUAUUUCAGUUUUUUAUUAUCGAGUAUCUCUUGAUCCAAGGGACUCCAUCUGAAUUGUGUAUUAUAGCUGUGCACCUUUUUUUCUUACAUAAAUAUUUGUGAUGACUUCAGCUUAUUCCUUUUGACAAAGUCCAGCUAGUUCUUUUGUGAAACACUUAUAAUCUGUCAAACAUGGGCUGCUGUAUGAGACCCACCAGACUGGUGUGUAUUUGAUUUAAUACUGCACACUGAAACGCAAGGCAAUCCUGCUGUGAAAGCAACCCUCACAAGACGGUGUGAGGGUCGCAGUGGUGACACCCUGCGAGUAGACCAAGAACAUAAAUCAUGGACAUAAAAAUAGCAUCUUUUUAAAUUUACCCCCCUUUUCACGCUGUUUUUCACAAAUCACAUUACAUAAUGAACUGACCUGGAUCGCCUUGAACUAGAGAGUAGAGGAAACAAACCAGUAUGUGAUGAGGCUUACCAAUGACAGUGAACAGGUUGUGCAACUGACAAAAAACACUUCUGGUUUUAAAUCACCUCCAGUGUUGACACACGACUUGACUGUCCAAGGUAUCUCUGUAGUGCUGAGAGGACAGGACUUACUGUGGAUCUGAAAGAUGACAAAAGUCUGCGUUUUUUACCAGUAACAUGGGCUAGUUGUCUAAGGUGAUGAAAUAAACAACUGAUCUGUAAUUUUUGGCCUUUUUGCUCUCUUGAGGAUAUUCAUAUGUUCUUUAAGUCCAGAGUUUAGUGUGUUAGCGCGGCAGCCUUUUUCUCUGUUGCUUAAAUGUAUUUGUCCCAUGUUUGGUUUUUAGAUGUCAUAUCACAUUGGUUGUACUUGUACCUUGUGAAAGGAUCGCAUUGCAAAUAUUACAAGUGGCUGUAGGGCUCUUUUCACCAGUCAUAAUAUUUCCAUACUGCUGACAUGUUAGCCAAAAUGCUGCUGAUACAUUUAACAGACUGUCUUGUGUUUGGGAUAUGUUUUAGCCAAAUGUUUUAGCCCCCCUGGAGGGUUAGCUGGGCUGCCAUAAAGUGGUUGUUGCAGUCUGGCUCUGCAUGUGUAUUCCUGCAGUUGAAUUUAAGCCGAGGCUGGAGUUCAAAAUCAAUGUCCUGUUCAUUAUUUUUCUUUUCGGGUAAGCAAACCAAGGAUGCUUGGUUACAUAAGGCAACUUUCGUACAAUGCAUUCUGUGCAAAGUGUGUCCAGUGAUGGCUGUUGUAAAUGAUCGAGUUAGAUGCUCAGUUGAGGGAUAUCCUUAAAAGUAAAUUGUAGCAGGUUUCCUCCAAGUGUAUCGAGCAAACUUUAUAUUUAUGAGCAAAAAAGUAUGCCUGAUAUUUGAGCGGCAAAUAUCUGACUUGUUGUCUGGGCUGCAUUCAUGUGAAGGCCAGGUCAAACCCAUUCAGUCCUGCUAUAAAUGACACCCUGUAAGCUACCACAUAAAAAAAAAAAAAAAAAAAACUGUAGUAAUGACCCUACUUCGUAUCUCCUUUAAUGUUUUUGCUAUGAAAAAGCUGAAAACCACCUUGUUCAGAUUUGCUGAAACUGGUCUCAACUGGUGCAUAUUUGGCCCAUGAGGAUGCAAACUAUAUUUUCAGACAGUCAAAACUGUUACACACUCAACACAUGAUAAGUCAGUCCCUCAGUGAGGUGAGAGAUCUUUGACUCCGUCCAGUUUUUUGUUUCACAAUAUUUCAUUUCUGCACAAGCAUGUUGUCAGUUUGCAAACAGAACCUCAUCAUCUGCAGCUGCAUUUGACUAAGGAGCAUUCCUAGGGAUGCCACAGGAUUGUAUUACACCGUGUAUAUGUAGCAAGGGUACAGACAUACCUUGGGGGCAGAGGGCACAGUCCAGAGUUUCGGACUAAUAAAGUACAGGCAGGAGGAUGUGAAGUGUGUUUUGCAGCUUCUGCCUUGCUGACAGAGAGCUGUGGCUGACAACCUAGGCAACAGAAGAGACAUAAAAAGUGGGUCAUGUUGACAUUGUUUUAAUUGGUACAUCCCACUGCCUUCACAAAGCAAGCAUUCAUCUCGUGUUUUCCCCCCAAAGGUUCCUAAUGCAAGAUAAAGGAACUGCAGUUAGAGAUCACCUUGUUUGUUUAACCAGAAAGUGUCUGCCACCUUCAAGUUCAGCCCCUGGAUUCUUCAGGGUCAUUAAACAGUGGUGUCGUAAUGUGAUUUAACAGCCCGAGGAUUUUGGUCUCGGUAAUGAAGCUGAGAUAAGCUUGAAAGUCUGCAGACAACUUGGAUCUGCCACUGAAAGUUUGGUGAUUCAUUUCUCAUUUCUCUUUCUGUGAAAAUACUCUCUCAUACUUUGAUGUUACAGUGCGUAGUAUUUAGCAACACUUGAGGAAUCAAUGAGAUCACACAGUAUACAUAUAUAUAUAUAUAUAUAUAUAUAUAUAUAUAUAUAUAUAUAUAUAUAUAUAUAUAUAUAUAUAUAUGGUAUAUACUGUGUGAUCUCAGUGAUUCCUGAGAUUGAUUGUGUGUGAAUGCCUCUGAUCUUAGUAGAUCGAUAGCACAUGUUUUGCCUGAAGAAGUUGUUUUUAUGAACCCUUGUGUUGUCCCCAGUUUCCAUUUCCACCAUUUGCCUUUGCAGGGACACAGGUGGAUUCUUUGUGGGGAAGAAAUAAAAUACUAAAAAGAAGUUAACUACCAAUUUUUAGCACAAAACACCAGUCACAGCUUUUGUAUUUAUUAAGGUAGAGGUCUGUUGUAAUAGUUGUCAUUAUGGUUGUGGUUAUUUAAGGCAUGACCAUUAAUUUUAACAAAUAGAAAUGCUUUUGUAUUUCCUUGAGGAAAUCUGGUCUUUAACAGGAAAAAAUCCCCUCAAAGCUUCUGGGAUAAGUUUUUUAUCUGACAAUGAUGCUUUGUGCUCUAGGCUGUAUUCUUCUGAAUCUCUUGCAGAAACAUCCUCCUCUUUCAUUUUUAUCUUGCUCUUGUUUAUCUGGAGGAAUCCGGUGUAAGACCUGUUUGACAAUGAAAUGUGUACUUAUGGAUUUAGCAAAGAGAAAACUUGAUGUAUUCUAAUAAGCUCCACUUUUUCAUCAGAUGAAAUCCCUUUUAUAGUGUUGAUUAUUGCUAAAGAAUGGCUUAAAUCUCCUGAAAUUGGGUUUAUUUUACUUGUAAACUCUUUGAUCUUUAAACACGGGUGGGAUCUCAGAGGGGGGAAGAUGCACCUGCACUACAAUGUUUUACUAAAGUCUGAGUUCAGUCAGUAACGCCCACAAUGUCAAUUUGUUGUUGGUGUAAGUGUGUCUGUGUGAAAAGGGAAGAAAGACAUAGACAGUAUUUACUUGCAGGUGGGCUUCUCUUCUGAGGUUUAAAUGCUUUGAUGUAAAGGGUGAUAGUUGGACCCUGUUGGUGUACGGCUCACAAGAAAACAUAAACCAUAUUUAGUAUUGUCAAAAGUUGAGAUUAUUCUAGGAAAAGUCAUUAAAGUUAAAAAAAAGAUUAGAAAAGUGGCUGUCUUCAGAAAGUUAUAUUUUAUCAAUAUCGCACAGCUUUAUUCCUCCUCCAUGAAGUGGCUCAGAAAGAACAAACUGGACGUAUAAGUACCUUUUGUACCAAGUGUUGAUAUGCAAAAUGCACCAGUUAGAAAAAACAGAGAGUUGUUGUUAACUUAGUCAAUAGGGACGAUUUUUGCCAGUGCCGGUGUUGAACAGACACGUUUGUGAACCCUUACAUGUACCCAAAAACUUGUAUUCAUGGACAUAUAUGGUAGUAAAAACUUAGACGAUCAAACGUGUGUCACAGUAGCUUCUUGCCCUCAGAGGCCCACAGCGACCAAUUUCAAUGGAGAAUCUGGCAGCUAUUCUACUGCAAGUAUUCCCAUUUCUACAUACUUUACUUUUAACCAUGGAAAGCAAGACGGUCAGAUGAGGAAAUAUGUGCAGUGCUUUAUCCACAGUGCUGCUUGACCAUGGCACAAAGGAUACACACACCAAACAUGUAGUUCACAUCAAGAAUAAAACUACCAACACACUUGUGCCGCAGGAAUUUGAAGCCAGACGAGUCCUAUAGAUGAUAUCAGAAACCUCAGGGAUUUUACUGAAGGGAUAGUUAAAAGGUCAACAAGUAAUUUGAUCAAAUUUAUAUUCUGCUGUGAUAUCUGUGCAAAAAAAAUCAAGUAUGGAUUCCAGCUACUUCAUCCACCACCCAUGAAAAGGUCACAAGAGCUCAACCGAAUAAAAAUGUUCUUACCACAUGACAAGAUAAGGAGAAAUGAGACAGAACCAUGAGAACCAGAUAGAAGCUUUUUAACUAGCAGGUUGAUGGCAGGGUCUAUCAUAGGGUCCUAUCUGGUGAAAUUAGUCUUACUGUUGAUGUGCAUAAUGGCUUUUCUUCAGUGUGUACAGACAGGCAGACCUUUGGAGAGUUUUCCCUCCACAGUCACAACUUGAUUUUAAUUUUUUUAAGUUCAUUUGAGGUUUUUUUUUGUCUCUAAUCAGAUGACAGGACUGUGGAAAGAGCAGGAAAUUUGCACGAGAGAGUGGGAACAAUGCGUGGAAAGAACCAAUCUGCACAUGGGGCCCACCAUUUAACCCCUGACCCCAACCAUGACUUGAUUUUUGAGGUCGACACUGUAAAUUGCUUUGCUGAGCUCAGGCACACUAACACUAAUUGGCAAGCCACUUAAGUUAAUGUCAAUCUUGUGAAAGGCAGAAGAGGCAAAACAACAGAGUCUCAGGAGAUUGAAGAUGCUGACUAAGACAUGUAAAAAAAAUCACAGCAAAACCUCAGCUAAGUGGCUCCUAACUUUGCUAGCAGGACAUGAACUGGCUCAUAUGACAUUAAUAAUGAUUCAUGGUGCUGCAGAUCGAUGCACUCCGAUCUUUAACGUGGCAUUACUACACAGCUUUGCUUUGUCUGUCUUUGCCGGUAACUAAUGGUUACAUGGGAGUUUUUUCCUUUCAACACGAGUUAAAAUUAAGAUGUAUUAAAUUAAUGUUAUUUUAAAAAUGAUAGUGGUUUAUAGCUCUUUUAAAAGAGUUUAGAUACUAAAAAAACCAACACUGUUGUAAACACACAGAAAAACACACACUGAUAAAGCUAUUAAUAAAACAUCAGGUCAUGAUGAUUGUGAUAAGAGGCUCUCACAGCCGCAGUUAAGUGCAGUUAUUAUCUCAGCCCCACACAACAUUUCUCUGGAAGCAUGAUUGAAGUUUAGUAAUACCCUUCUUGUCUCCUACUUUCCUCUUUGGAUUCAUGUAAAGACAUGGAAAUUAUGUAUGUGAGACACAAAAACAAUCGAGUGAACGAUACAUACUUAAAAACUAACUGAUAUACCAUUAAUCUUGACCCUACACAGCCAGUGUGGCUCUGGUUUGGUAAAGUUUGUCUUUUUAUUUCAUGUGAAGGGAGAAGUAUGCUCCUUACAAGAACAAGGCAAACCAAGACCAAACGGCUGUACUCUCCUGUUCUCGACUGAGGCCGGGGGUAUUAAGGUCUAAUUUAGACUGUAGAACUUGAUGGGAACACUGGAAGCUCUGCCUCUUUGGGCCUUAUUGAGGAAAUACCAGGGUGAUCUCCUAUGGACCAGUCAGAGAUCACGCACAGCACUACCAAGCUGUCUCUUUGGAUUGUCUUAGUAUUUCAUGAGUUAUCUCAGGUAUUUCAUUCUGGACUACCAUCUCUGUGAGACAACAGUCUGAACAGCAGCUCAUGAGUCAGUCUCUCUGAUAUUUCUACUCCCACAUUGCUGUUUCAAAUACUUUGGGGAUCACCUAUAACUCUCUUCAUCAUUAAAGAGACAGAGACAACACAACCAUAAACCUUUUAUAUAGUUCUGUUGGGUAUUGCAGCAACCCCGAAAGUAAAGAUUAAACUUCAAAGGACACCAUCAUCUUUUCCUUUUGUAAGGCAACCCAUCUAGCUACGUACCAGCCAUACCUGUAUCUGUGACCGAGUGUUGCUUUCUCGGCUAACCAGUGGCCAUUACUCAAUCAACCAUCAACCAGUCUUUGUUUAUAUAGCGCCACUUGUUAUCUCGAGACACCCUACAAGAAGAACAGGUCUGGACCACGCUCUUUGUUUAUAUUAUUUACAGAGACCCAACAUCAAGAUAAGAUAGGAUUCAGCCCUAUCUCAAUGCCCUGUAAGCACGUUUAGCAUUUAGCAAGUUACAGUGGUGAGAAAAAACUUCCUUUAAUAGGUAGAAACCUCAAACAGAACCAGAAUCGUGUUAGACAGCCAUCUGCAGAGGCCGUACUGGGAAUAGAAAGGGAGUAAGAUGGAGAUACAAGAAGAGAGAGGGAUGGACAGCAUUAAGAACUCAUGCAGACCUGUGAUUACAGUGCCAAUAACAAUAGUAAUAUUACUCUACUGUUUACAGGAAGAGCAUGCUAGUGAUAAUGGACUGAUCUUAAUGCAGUUUAUGGCAACCAAAUUCAACAGGUCUAAUAACAGUAUUAACAAUUAUGUUGAUGGUAACAGGGUAGGACUUGAAAUAUCAAUAUUAAAGUUGGAGUCAUGCUGGUAACUUUAGCAUUAUAACGAUGAUAACAGUGAGACUGAAGAUUGUAGCACCCAGAGUCAAGCAGUGGGCUUUGGCAGCGGGCUGUCUGCAAUGAUCCAGAGGAACCUUUGAGACAAGGGGCCUCAGGGACUCCCAGAAAGAUCUAUUGUUAGGGAUUUAAGUGGGGCAAGAAGAUUCUAAGUUAAUGACAUGCAGGCUGAUAGAGGAGAGGGAGUGAAAGACAGGAGCUCAGUGUGCCAGAUCCCAGUCCACACUGAUGUCAGUCAGAAAUGACUCUGCUACCUCAUAUUUUUUCUACUUACCCACCACAGUGUCUGCAUUUGUGUGGGGGAAAGCAAACCUUCAUUGUGUAUGAACAAAACCCAAAUUAUGUUUGAACCAGUGAUGCAUGAAUUGCAAAAUCUGUGUAAACAGUGGAAACUGGUACAAAGCCCACCUGUGUCCCUGUUAAUCUGGUAUCAGGCCAGUUCAUGUUGGGUGUUGUGCUUACACUUUCUUGUCUAACUUCUCAGUUUAUAAGGGAUAUCCAAUAAUUAAACUUAGUGAAAUAGAAAAAUAGAAUAGAAAAAAAAAGCACAUCACCUCUUCAAUUUUUGUCUGAGAGCAAAGUAGACAGGAUUGUGACUGAACUGCUAUUUCAAAUAACUGGAUUAGGCAAAGAUUUCUUCAAUCCAAAUAACAAAGAAAAGACUUACCCGAGCAAUAGCUUGAGGCUUUUCAGCUUAAUUUCCUUUCAUAUCUCAUCUAAACCCUGAAGUGUAACUUUGAAUAGAGACGCUUUGUCGUAUUAAGGCGGAGAUCACCUUGAUGGUUGUGUUGGCCAUUAAUGGUCUUUACAAACUCAACCAGGCAUGUGUAAAAUAUAAAAAGGCCAAGAACCUUAAUUCAUCAAAAUUUCAGAACUGAAUGUGCAAACCUGAGAGAAAGAUGGGCCCCUCUGUAUAUUAGCUGUUCACAUCGAGCCGAACAGUCUGUUCUUUUUGCCCAGAGGUUACACAUUGAAUUUGUCGGCCAUGUUCAAACUUGCAGAGUGUUUUCUGAGUCAACGGAUGACCUUUGAGAAGCGCUUCAGGCAAAAUUCCAACUCUUCUUUAAAAAACUGAAGAGAGAAACUCCCACCUGAGUCCCCAGCUCAGAGACACUUAACAGGUCACACUGUGUUGUGGCGCUGUGAAAGCAAAAGAGGCAAAUACACACACUCAGACAUGUACUUGCACAUACAGUACAGCACCUUUUCUGCCUUCAGUCUCCUUUACUGCCUCUGAUGAAUGAUCCUGAAUGUUAUACAUGGUAGACGAGGCGUAUCAUGAAUGUAAAAAUACCACCUGAACUAACAAUCUGUAAGCAGCGAGGGUUACAAACGUGGUUACAUGGGUGGCUACAUCCAGUAAGAGCUGAGGAUGGCAGGUGCUACACCAAGACUUGGACAAAGAGAUGAGAAAUGGGCGUGUGUCUUUCAGCAAGCUCACAUGGAGAACUGAUGAUCCAAUAAUGAAGCAGCCUAUAGUUUCUAAUGACAGAGAGUAGACUGUCAGACCUACUCUCCUCUCUGAGUUAAAGUGGAUCAAACAGGUUGUAGUUGAGCUGGGUGAUUAUGAUUAUGUUUGUGGCUUCCCAUGAGUAUAAAAAUAUGAAAAUUGAGACUGAAAAUCUUUACCCCCCCUUGAAAGCAGAGUGUGGGUGUGGCCCCUCCCCUCCAACAGCUCUUACUUUUACACUAUUUUGAUAUCAGCCAAAAUAACCUAGGGCAGCCAUAAUCAGGCCGCCCUGGGUUGUCAGAGGAAAUGAACUGAAACAGAUUUGUCACUGUGAAAAAAGGAAGUGAGUCAAAAGGUAUGACACUUAGCCACAGAGUUCAGAGGAACAUGACAUCAUGGCAGAGGGAGGAAGAAAUGAGAAGAGGAAGAAAUGAGCCAGACAGCCAGCUCCUGGAAAGAGAAGAAACCAGAGAGUUUUAUGGUGAUUGAGGAUUAAAAUUGAAGGAUUGCACCGCAAAGAUCAUGCACAUGUUGAAUAGUCAUGUUGGUAAAGGAAGUUAGCAGGUAUAUUUAGACCAAAACUUGCAAUUGUGGCUGUUGUCUCAUCUGUGCUAGAGCAUUUUCACACGGUACCAUUGCUUCACCAUAUCACACAACAUUUCCACAAACUUUUGGCUCAUAUUUAAGUGAUUAAUCACCCUGCCUGUCAAACAGUUCCACAGAACAUCUUUGUUUCAUUUUUUUUUUUACAGAUAGCUGUGAAAGCUUUAAAUUUUCUUUCACUGAUUCAUCCUGAAAUCAGAGACUGACAAACCUGAAAAACAAGCACGACUGCAUUCCUGCUGGGCAGGCGUCAUAUUUCUAGUCACCACUGUGUUAUCCUACAUUUCAGAUGGUUACAGACAUUCUUCUUCCUUUGCAGCUUUAAGUCCUGUGGCUUGGCCCAUUUCAGGUCUAGUUGUUUUUUUUUUUUUUUUUUUUUUUUGGUAAAUAUAAAAAUUAAAGGGUGUCAGUAUGCCUGCAAAAUGAAGUUAGAGUUUUGAGAAGAAAACUCAGAAAACCUUAGGCUACUGAGUUUCUUCAAAUGAUCAAAUAUUAUAUCUGCUGGCAGAAAAGAAAGAGUAUUUACUGUUACAAAUUAAGAUUUGUCUGUCUAGUUAAGAAAGUGAUGGAAAUAGGUUGCUUGAUAUUAGUAGGUAAAACAUUGGGGGUCACUUUUCUUUCAGACCUAAACUGGCUGACAGACAACAGAUUUCUUCAGGGUUUCCCCAACAUGUAACUAAUCGUGGCGCACCACCAUGGCUAAAUAAAAGCCGCCACACCUUACAUGGCACUAUCCCAGAUUCAAUGUCUAUCAGUAUAUGCUCACACCCAGUAUUACCAUUAGCAAGUUAUGGUCUGCGUGAUCACACCGCUUAAACACACACAGUCCCCCUGUUCUUAAAUCACACACCAACACAGAUAGAUUCCCGUUCUGUGGGAAAUACUGUUUGUAUUGAAAAAAGAAGGGUUAUAUUACACUUCUUGUCAUAUGUAUGGUACACAAAACAAAGUAAAAGGACCCAAAAAUGCAGAACUAAGGGUUUAUAAAAGUAAAAGCAAAAAGUUAAAGUCCAACUAAAACUUUCUCUCAAAAUGUCCAAACAACUCCAAAAGUCCAAAAAACACAAGAAGCAAAUCCAGAGAAUCAAAUGGGUACUGGGAAAAAACCACAAGGAGACAACUGGGGACACAAGCAUAUGCUGACAUUGACAUACGCGCGCACAAACACAAUGAACUAACAAAGACAGAGAGGAAGACAGGGACUAUAUUACACACUGGGAAACGAGCAACAGGUGAGGAUAACGAGACACAGGUGAAACUCAUGGGUGAUUAACGAAGGAGGGAAAACUAGGGAAGUAAAACCAAACUAGAAACAAAAGUAAUCAACUACUACAAAAUAAAACAGGAAACACUGAGAACUGAUCUAAAGAAUAAAACACAGAGAACAGGAGGGAAACAGGGUCAAUACAAACUGAAAACUCACAAGACUGGACUACAAAGGGACAGGAACACUAGGGGAAAUGAACCGGUAGAAAACUAAAUAAAUUGAACAUAUCAUGACACUUCUUCAUCGUCGAUGGGCCAAAAGUCAGAACGUGCUCACAGUUUAUUGGACUUUAAAUGUCAGCCUCCACAAACAGCAUUUAUGUACAUUCAAAUCCUACAUAAGAAAUCUUUCCCUCAGUCUCUGACAGAAUAUCUCUGAAUGUUGGUCAUAUCUACAGUUACCACAGAGGGCUAAGAUAGGCUUGUCUCCAUGGGUUGGUGGGAUUCAUCGGGUGGAUUUGCAGUUUCUAGAUAACUGUCUCUAGAUAACAAACCUCGUUAGGAUAAAGCGUCUAUCCUGGUUCUGUUCACUGUCACUACUCUCCUUAUCAGCCACACUUGGAGCACCUGGACGCUUGUCUGCUAAUGGAUACUUUUUUUUCUAAAGAGCCUCACUUGAUGACAAGCUGUGACCAUUAUUAGCAGUGAUAAAAAUGGGAAAGUGCCAUGAGCUUACUCUUUCACUGUUUCUGCUCACAGACCUCCAGUGAGAGAGAGCAAUGAUGUAAUUCACUUCCCUAACUGACUUGGGCAAACCUCAUGCAUGCUCACUAAGAGGCAUAAUAACAGGGCAUUCGCUGAAAGUCCAAAUUUCUAAUUACUGUCUGCGUCUCUCAGUCUUCCGUCUCCUCAGCAGGGAAAACAAAUGCUGGCUCUGCCCAUUGUUCAUGUCAAAUUGGAUUGUUAAAAAGUAUUAAAAGGGACAAAGUUUCUUUUUUUUCUGAAACACAAGAGGAUGAUGUUUUUGUCCAUUUCCGCUGAUGAACAAUAUGUUGCUCUUCAGACAUGCUGGUGCCUCUUCAGCCUGCUGAAGCAGCAGAGGGCAUUUUUCCAUGAGGAAUGAAUUAGCCCCCAAUUCUCAAGGGUGCUUGCCUUUCCAUCUCCACCUCCUCCUAAAGGGCACCACGCACAGAGGGCAAGCUGAGGCCAAGCUGCAGCACAUGAAGCUCGUAUGAAGUGUGUUUUUCACUAUUGAAGUGAACCAGCGGUGGUCCUCUAAGAGAAGGAGAGGAAAAAGGUAGCAGCUGAGAACUUCAACACAGAGUCAAAACAAGACAGAGCUCUGUGUCUUUGGGUUGCUUUUGUGCUUCCCAGUCACCGGUGACUGCCAAGAGGGCAAAGAUUUGAUUUAAGGACACUGAACUCUGUGAGAAAUGUUUACUACAUUACAGGAGUUUGAGCACAAAAGAGACCCUCUUCUCUUUAAACCGCUGAAUAAUCAGCUGAUUGUCUGUAAAAAAAAAAAAAUACAGGAAGAGUUUAGAGUGUUAUUCCAGACAAGACGGAUUUCUCUUCUUCAUUAAGAGGAUGAUAGUUUCUUACAAUAAUAAUAAUAAUAAUAAUAAUAAUAAAAAGGGGAAAAGUGAAUUAUGAUUCCAGAUUAAAUUUGUUUGUGAAUUGAUUCCAAUUCAGAAUCUGCUCCACUUACUGAUCCUGUUUUUUUAGUGAUUUGUGACUUCUUUAUCUUUGGAAUAUAAAAAAUUACAAACAUUUAUAAAACAAUUAAUUUCCCGGUGUUUGGUUUGAGUUCUUAUUGUUCCUGAUGAACUGAUGAAACACAACGCUAUGAAUCGGGAUUAAACCUAAAUUCAGUGGUGCAUUUGAAAUACCUAAAUAAUGAUGAUUCAACAGUGGCAAAGAGUUGCGACCCUUUCACUACAAAUCUUGUCACCACAUGUUGACAUUCCUCCACUUUCUCAGGGUGACCAUACAUCCUCUUUCACUUGGACAUGUCUACUUUUUGGGGGCUGUCCGGGUUUGUCCAGCUUUGUCCUGGGAAGUUUAUAAAAUCCUUUAAAUGUCUGUGUUUUUGUAUGGAGGUUUUGGGUUUGUGUCACAUGGACUUACUGAGUUAGAAGCGUGUAAAAGACACUCAAUCCGACCCAAAAAACUCUCAAAAUUAACUUUGAGUGACUCCGUGUCUCCGCCCCCGCGUAGUUGUGUCCUCUUUUUGGGAAGUCAGAAUUUGGUCACCCUAACUUUCUCCUUUUUCUACACCACAGGACUCUGUGUAGGAUAAAGAGGUGCUCUCAGAACUUUUAUCUUACAAAUAUGUAAUCAGCCACAUUGAGUGCCGGUCAGCUCUGCCCAUGAAGUUAGAAACUGCUGAGAGGACAGAUAUGCAAGCCAGGCUACAGUUUUCUGCAGAGGAGGUUAAGUACCCAACAUAAUUCAGCUAAAUUACAAGACUCUGAACCAAGAGUUCAUUUAAGUGUGAGUCUGCGGUGGCAUUUUUCAGCACUUGUAUUUUUGCAAUUGGGUAUCCAGCUCAUCCUUUCACAAUGCACAUAUUAUGUCUGGUUAACCUUCAAAUAAUCUGAUCAAAUUUGAAACACUUCAUAGAUAUGAUUCAUGUACCUCAAUGGUGUUCUGUACCUGAGUGUGAUAAGAUGUUGUUACAGCUGCCAGGAGGCACAUUUAAAACAGUACAUUUCCUCAAAUUCACGCUGUGUUGAAGCGCAUGCUUCAUCACUCUGGAGGUGCUUCUGACCUUGCAUGAAAUGAUUUUGCCACAAGUGUUGUACUUCCCUGUGUCGUUAUCUGCGACUAAACUAGCUGCGGUCAGCACAGCAGGUCAUGGCAGAAAACUAAAAUGUCCACGGACUGCACAAGUCUCAAUGAGAUUUAAUCCUGGAAGAUUUAUGUUCCUCCGAGGAACCAAAAACAGAACUGGGAUUCAUGCGCUACAAAUCUUAGAAAUUUAGAAGCAGUUUGAACUUGAUACCCAAGCCUAUAGUUUAGUUGUACUUCUGUAAUAAAAAAGAAAGAAGCAGUUGAAGUGAAAGAUAAUGAAAGUCAUGCGUCUAGCAUUUCAUAUGACUAAUCUGAGUCACAUAUCUCAAAUGUUUGUCAAAAUGAUGAACUAACCCCUGAAUUUUUGAAUGUACUGCAGCUUUUGUCAUGUGAGUUUUAAGUUUCCUCAGAAGAGACAAAAGGUUUCUGUUUGAUCCUGUAGCGUUUCAUGAAAAAAAAACAAAAAAAAAAAAAACAUAGGAUCAUACUCCCCCAGAGAAGUUUUCUCAUUUCCAACCUUCCAUUUCUUACUCAGUAAGUCAGUUUUUGGUCAUGUUCACCUUUUGUUCUGGCCUUAUUUAAACCCAUGGGCAUUCCUUGAUCGAUCUGUCUUGCUCUCUGUCAUGGUUGAAAUAUAAAUAGGCGACCCCCUCAGACCUCUGACUGGUCUGCAUUCCUCUGCAGAGGCAUAUGAGCAGCAAAGAUGAAUGACAGUACAGAUGAAAAAUGGACCCAUACAAUCUGUUUCCUUGAGUUUUGGGUCUAAGUAUGCACACUCUGUCCCAGGUAGCUUGGUAAUUACAAAUGCAGCUGUCAGCAAGGACUCUCUGACGCACCCCCUACCUCACACACGCAUGCACACACACACGAACAUACACACACACUUCAGAGGGAGUGGGAAGAGUUAGUGUGACCUCUGUGACCCGUCUUACCCACUGGACUCACGUCUGAUGGGAGGGAGGCAAAGACAGAGGGCUGUUUUUCUCUCAGCCACCUGUUUAACAUUUUAUCUUGCAGCCUGGUGUGUUUGCUGUCACAGUCCAUAUUUGCAUAGCCAGUGUUCUGCCUUUUCGGCCUCUCCUCAGAGGCAGGAUGUUAAUAUGGAAGGAAAAAAUAACCCCCCAGUUUUCUGCCUCAGAAAACAUCCAAUUUCUUCAAGGGCAAUAAAACCACUUAUGUAAUGUUUACUCUCCCGAAAUAAAUUUAAACAGCAGAGGGAGGACACUUUUUUACUUCAUGCAGCAGUGUAUCUUAAGUUCAUAACUCAUCAAAGUUGGAAUUACUUCCAUGCAGUCUUCAAAAUAACUAAAAGUCAUAAAAUCAAUUUAGGGACAUUUUUUGCAAUAUGUUCAUUUCAAAGUGAUUGGGUUACAAGAAUGGCGAAUCAGAGGCACGACUGACCUGACAGAGAGGAGACUAAAGGCCCGCCUCUGGUAGGCUGACAUAAACUUAUGUUUUCAAUAUGGCGAUCGCCACCGAUAAGCUUCAAAACGCUGCUUCACAAAACAAAAGGGCGAUGUUCAUCCAUAUAUAGUCUACGGUGUUAACCAGGGAUCUAUGGUCAUUUGUGAAUCCCCCGUGAUGUCACAGUUUGAUGUGGCACAUGUACACAGGGUAAUUUAAUGAAAUUUACUGACAUUUCUGAUUAAAAACAAUGAGGAGCUACAAAACAUCCACCUUUUCUGUGUGGGUAGCACCACACUCUGUAAUGAGCAAGAAUUCAUGAAGAGAAAAAGAUGUUAAUUUAAGGUAAAGUCCCUUAAAGACCAUGCAUUAAAAACUAAAGGAUACAUAAGGUUUAUAAGUUCAUGUUAUAUAGAUGUUUCAUAAGCUUCCAUACUACACAGCAGUCUAUAUUGAGCCCAAUCCCCGCCUUCUCCAUCCUUUGUUAUUCACAUAGCGAGAUGUGGAUUUGAAGUGUCUGUGCAGGAAGUGAUUGAAAAGCAACAAUGAAUAAAACACUAAACUUUUCUUUGGUUUUGUAAUUAUGAAGUGUGUUGGUUGGUUGGCUCAGUGGUGUAAAUGUGGAUGAAUGACUUGUUGAAGUGUGGGAUGUUGUGGAGCAAAAUUAAACAAACACAAAUGUGCAGGUGAUGACUGGAAUGAGGCCAGCUGUAAAAAGAGAGAGAGAGCAAGCGAGGAAAGGGUUUGGCUUUUUGUUCUCAAGUGUUAAGCCGAUGUGACGUACCAGCUUUUAGUUUAGAGGAACAAGGAUGAGUUAGUAAAGUUGGCUUAGAGAAAGUACAGCUCAGACCGUCAUAUCAUCAAGUUAAAUCAGAUUUAAAACAUUUACUAGGUUAGUAUUAAUUUGAUCAUGCAGUGUUAGACAGCGCGUCAUCCUGCUGCACCCAGAGGGGACACAGAGAGAGACUGGAUAACAUCAUAUUAACAUGAUAACAUCCCAGUGUUUCCAGGCAUGUAGGUUAUAGUAGUUUGUUGUAUGUCAUAGCCUGUAAUGUCAAGUGAUGGAUUUAAUCACCUAUUUUUAUUGCUGUUUCAAUGUUCAUUUCUAUCUAAAUGUUAUUUGUAUUUACUGAGUGGCAUACCAGUAAGUAGGGAGUCUCUAUACUUCGUAUUGAAAGGAUCCAGCUGAAUUUGCAUCCAUACGAAUGUCUAAAUCCUUAUUUAUAAUGUAGCCUUCAUCAUUUUUAACCAGCAAGAGCGACAAAUAUUACCACCCCAAAUUACUGAAAUGAUGAUUUGGAUUGAAUUAGUCUUAUCAGUAGACCUUUGCAUGUCUGGUGAUUUGCCAAAUUUAUAAAUGAAGACAUGAUUGAUUCACAUUGGAUUAAAAACAGAGAUGUCCUCCGCAGUUAUUACAAAUAAGCGGGCUUAGUUGGCGUCUGUCUAGCCAUUGUAGGUCCACAACCAGUAAAAUCCUGACAAAUCUGAGGUCACCUGUAAAGCUCAAGCAUUUUGGCGUGCACAGGAAUAUGCAGCUGAUCCAACGAUAGGCUGCUGCCAGUUUAGAAACACAACGCUUAACUGCAUUCACAGAUUAAACUUGCAUACUACAAAGUAAGUUCUCAGACAAGUGCGUGGAGUACACAGCGUCUAAACCACGGCUUGGUAAAGAAAUGACAGCCGACGUGCAAAAUGCAGGUCGGUUUUAAGUUUGGUGAGUAAUUCUGAGAAGAAUGUUUGAAACGUGGUGAGUAAACGCUCAUACCAAAAUAGUCGUGUCAUAAAAAGAAACAAGUAUGCUGAGUUUAUAGGGCUUGUUGGUGUACCUCCAGCCUCUGUCUCUCUUCUCCUGCCUGGAUUUCUGAACUUAUGGGGGUCAAACUGAUGUAUGCAAACAUAAAGUAAAUGUCACUGUCCUCUGAUGCUCAUGCACAUAGCGAGAGACCCACCACAUGCUGCUGUUUGCUGUAGGAGACAUCAGCUACCCUGAUACAAACUGUUUUUCACAUCAAGGCUCUACACGUGGCCUUUCCAUUCAAUCUGCAAGCCGGAUACCGUCGUUAUUAUUUUUCAUAUUGUCCACAAGAGAUUUGAUCUGUGUGCUUCUUUGAGAGAGGAUGAAAUAUGCACUCAAUUAAUGAGCAAAGUCUGUGCUGGCUCUGCCUCUCCUGCUCCUGCUCACUGGGACAAACACACACGCUGUGCUGGAUAUAACUGUUACCACCUCCCUCCUGUAAAUGCUUUGACAUUGCGACCUCAGUUUAUACUAUGAGUGCAGUGCAACUGGUUUGUCUGACUGCUGUGUUACCAUGUUAGUUUUGAUUGUUUUAUGCGUCACACUGGCCAAUUAACUCCAAGCUUCCUUCUCAUGUGAUUCAGCUGCUCUAAAAAUAGAGUAGCAUUGAAAAGGAAGUGGAACUGGAAGUGUUUAAAGGUGACUAAAUGAAGCGUACAGGAGAGAAGGUGUACGUUUUUAUGAGAUGGAAAAAAAAACAAAAUAGUGUUGAUAGCAAUAGGGGAUUUACAGCAUUAUGAACCAUAGAAAACAACAAAAAAAAAUGAAAAGGCAGACGGAAAAUAUUUUCACUGUUCUGUGGGAGUUAUCCCAAAUUAGCAACUGUUUUGUUUCUCAAUCUAUUAAAAAUAUGAAGUGGAAAAACUAGUAAAAUGUGUGGUGGUGCUGAGGAAAGUUAAAGCUCACUAGUGUAACCAUCUUGAAAUAGCAUUUAAGUUCUUAGGUUGUGUUGAUAAAGUCUUAAAUGAGCUUUUUUAAAAGGUUAAUGAUUUCUGUCUGCACCCUUGGGGAGUAAAAUAAAUAUAUUUCAGUAUAAAAACAUAACCCAAAAACUUUGCCAGAACAUACCAAAAAUGUCAAAAAGUCAAGACAGCAGAGCUCAAGAGAGGCCGCCUUAAAUAAUGAACUUAUUUUUAGUUUACAAGGAGUCCCAGUUGACCAAGUUUCCAUCAGGCUGUCAGUCCAAAGGAAAAUAAAAGGAAACUAAAACUCCAUCCAGAAGCUGCACCUUGUCUUUGUCUUUGUGUUUGUUCGACCUGUCCUGAAGGAGAGGGGGGCCUUGUGGGUAACGUAUGUCUGUGACACGGUCCAGCAGGUUUGUUACGAGAAACCAGUCCCUCCUGUGUUUAAGUCAAAUAAAGGAAUGCUGACGUUUCGUGGACAUAGUGAAGCCCAUGCUGUCAUGCGGCGCUUUAGCCGUCAGCGGAAAGUGUCCAGAUAAGCUCAGGUUCAAGAACAGCAGGUUGUGAGAAGAGAUGUGUGUGUUUUAGCCGGUCUCUUUUUUUUAUCUAUGAUCCACCACUAAAAACAUCAAAUAGCAGGAGUAUAAGAGUUAUUAAAAAAUCAAGCUGGGCUCUCCUCAUGACACCUUGUGAAGCACACAUUUUAAACAAAUGUCUCAUAGCAGGUAGAUCACGUCUCUGUUUUUCAUAUGAGCUUUUUGACUGUAGGUGGUCAUUGCAUAUUCUUGUGGGUCCAGUCGAUCAUAUGCUGACAAAACUUGCAGAAAAGUUGCUCUUGUGAUCCAUUCUUUCCAAAUUCUGGUUUAAAUGUCGCGCUUAGUGUCCCAUUUCUUAACUUUCGGAUGACUUUGACAUGUCAGAUGGCCUUUUUUCGCCAUGGCUGUCUUAACCGUGCCUGAUGUGAAAACAGGUGACACAAAGACAGGUUGAUGGGAGCCUCAGUGGUGAACACUUUUCUGUUGAUUUAGUGAAAAACUCAAGUUAAUGGGAAGAAAACUGAUUCUUUUAAUGCAAAGAAAACACUUUUUUUUCUCUGUAUUUACAAGAAGUCAUCAGGGGUUCAAAUGAAAACAGUGAGCCAAGUUGUGUGAAAUGAAUUCGUGGUCAGGUGCAUGUGACCUGUUCUGCAUGUCAUUUGCAACAUUUACCUGCAAGAGCAGAGUGAACCUUAGUGAAUCCAUGUAUGCUAUGUUUGUGUAGAGUUGUCAAAAUUGAUGUAGUGGAUCAUGGAUAUCUGAAAACAGAUGACGCAGAACACUAAAAACACUGCUGCAGAAACUCCAGCAGAUGAUGGAGAGAUUAGUAAAGUUACAAGCAGCAUUGCUACACCAGCUGCUGGCGCUAGAUUACCUAAACCACCCUGCUCUAACCAGCUUCUUCCUGGCCCCAUAACAAGACUCAAACACUGCCACCAUUGGCUGCCCACAUGACCAUGGUAAAGAAGAGCAUGUACAGUGUACAGUGGGCUUGGAAGUUAAUUUCCCAGGUUAUGGUUUGUUGUUUGAAUGAUUUGAACCUGCAUGUGGAAGUGUUUUGGUAAACUGCUUGAACCACAUUUGGAAUGUUCUUGCUCGGUUGAUUUCAAAACAUAAAUAUCAUGCAGGAUUAACAUCUGUACCAUUUCUCAUUCCUGACGCUGGUCACGGUCGCUGCACUCUCUUCAAUCUCAGAUGCAUCAUAAGUCAUUUUGUUCAAGGUCUGGAGAAAAGUUCAACAGUUUGGUAGAACUUAGAUUUGCAGAUGGAUAUAUAUGUUUGUGCUUCCUUUUAGGCGGUGUCCUCCAUAAAAUAUGUGGCAUUAAUAAGCUUGGAUAUCUUCAUAUGGAGAAAGUAUCCGUAGCCUGUAUGUUUUGUGCAGGUGUUUGUGCAAUUGAAGGUAAUCUAAUCUUAAACAAUGAAGGCCUGUUGUUCUGUUCCUGCCUAAAAUCCUGGUGUGUCAGGAUGAUUUGUAGCAGAGGAGUGGUCAGUGUUUAUGUUCCCCCCUCUGCCCAAAUGUAGCAUCAAGUCAAGGCCAUGAUGCCCCCUUGCAUUCCUGUGCAUGUCUAUGGCACAGUGGAGAUGUCACACCAGAUAGUGGCUGUACCUCCACUCUUCUACUGCUCUAUUCUUGUUUUACUGUGUAACUUCAGAUGUCUAAACUACACAGCUUCAGGGAGUGCAGCUAAGCAGACGUUCUGAAUGUAAACUUUGUUUCAUAAACUUUGCCUCCAGCAUCUCCUUUAACAUACACUCACAUUGCUGCAAUGAGAUGACAGUGUGUACAUGUGUUCAGUAAGGUAGUGGAAUUUGAAGGCCCAGAACAAUGCUACCUCAGUGUAGAAUGUGCGAAAACUUCUGCCCUCAUCUGCUGAAUUACUCCUUUUCCUUUCUCUGUUGUCCAGCUGCCUUGUAACCUCUUUGUAAGGUGAGGCCAUAGAGUUUAAAUAGCUAAAGUUGAGGAAAGGACACACUUACAGUCCUAGAGAGUGUGUUAAUGCAAGUCAAGCCAGUUUGUGACCAACUGUAAAGUUCUCAAUUAGUAAGGCUGGGGAUUAGGGCAGGAUCAAAGCACCCGUUCAGGAUUUAAAAGUUGGACAGGAGAGACGAGGAGGAGGCUGGAAUGUGUAAGAAGGGUGAGAUCUGUGUGUGUGUGUGUGUGUGUGUGUGUGUGUGUGUGUGUGUGUGUGUGUGUGUGUGUGUGUGUGUGUGUGUGUGUGUGUGUGUGUGUGUGUGUGUGUGAUUUGGGAGGGGGUCACAUAAUGAAAGGGUUGUGCUGAAACACCUGAAGUGCCUUCAAAGUAGCUACAGGCAGUGAGCUUUUUUGUAAUGACUAAAUGACCACAUUAAGUAGAACUUCAUUGAUCCCAUUUGGGAAGAUCCCCUCAAGGAAAAAAAAAAAGAAGAUAUGAAUAAAGUUUAUGCAAAGGGACACAUCUGUGUACAGGUUGAAAUUAUAAUUCAAGAGCUGUUCUGUGGUUGAAAGAAGAACUAGUAUCAGGGGUACUGAUUAUAAUUGCAGUCCAUACAUCUGACCACACUUCAGUGUCGGCUGGUCAACAGAGGGCGCUAAGACACCCCGCCACUAGACCCCUAGAUUACAUGCUUCCUGUCUGGUUUUCAAUCAUUUCUCUUGUUUUAAGUUGUAUCCAUCAAAACAAGCAAUAGGAGUUACUCAAAGCACAAAUAUUUGUGUUCACAGUGCAUUACACACCAGCAGUUAGCAGGUGGUUUGACACAUGGAGAGCAAGGCAUGCAGGGUGAGGUCUAUGUGGGUGAGUGGCUGAACCAGAUAAAAGUUUGAGGCUUGAGUCACAGAGAAAGAGAGAGGGCUAUUAGCAAAGUGCAGAAAAAAUCUGAGUGGCCAAGAAAUCAUGCUGUUUGAGAGGAGAUAUUUGCAGGAGAAGCUGAGAGCUAAAGAGCUUCUUCUUGACCAGCCAGACUUCAGAAAUAAAGAGCACUUCUGGAAGAAUUAAUACGUCCAAAUUUCAAAGAGCUGGUUUACCUCAAGUGUGGCUUGGCUAGUAAUGCUAAUGUUUUAUUUACCCCCCCCCCCCCAAUUUUCUGAACAUCAAGAUCAAAAUAAUGGUUCGUUAAAUGUAAUUGAUAUGAAAUGUUGAAUCUAUUCAAAGGCCAAAUUGCCCAGCACUAGCCCAACUUCUGGUCAGAGUGUGGUGCCCAGCUCUUGACACUGAAGCUCUGUGUGUUUGAGCUAAUUGGACUGGUCUGUAGUAGUCAGCGUUACUUUGCUCUAGUCAUGUUGCUGAUGGUCAAUCAGUCAGCUUUUAUGAAGAGUGAAAGAAAGUAAUGUCUUUCUCUUCAGGGAAUUGCUGUAACAGAACCUUUCAGCUUCUGGGCAUUAUCAACCCAUCAACAUUCCUAGUCCCACAUGGAUCAUAGUGCAUGCCCUAUUGUAGAGUGCACUUGUCUUUCAGACCGGAAAGAUGAGUAUUUAUACCCCCAUAGGGCUUUGCUGAGCUGAUUACAUGGCCUGUGUUCCACUCAUGCAAUCGCCAUUUUCUGCCUUAAACUCUGUGCUGGUGGUGGCUCCAAGGUGGAUAUGAUAAGAAGGCUUUGUUCAGUGCUAAAUGCAUUUUCUCAGGUAUGUAAAUGAGUUGACCUGAGGUAAUGGUGGACCCACCCUUGAAUCACUGAAAUUUAUUGACUCCUCCUUUAUAAUCAAUAAACAGCAUAAUAUCCAGGCUUCACUUUUAAGCCUCCCAUUGCACUUGGACCAUCAUUUUUCUAUUUUUAAAAGUGCUCAUCGAUAAACCACAUUAUCAUUUGGUGACUUCCCCCCAUCAUGUAUGCUAUGAAUCUUUUAGAAGAAGAAGAAGAAGAACUUUAUUGAUCCCCAAAGAGAAAUUAAAUCAUUUUAGACUAGCUUAGUAUACACAACCACAGUGAUGUUGAGGCCUAAUGACCUUAAAGUUGUCCUAAAGACAAUCAUCCACACUCUUCACAUGGAGGGUUAGCCACAGAAGGCUGGCUGUUCACAGACUGCUGUAUCAAACCAUAUUAAUAGACAGCUGACUAAAGGGGAAAGGUUUGGCAGGAAAAGGUAAGCAAGCACUGGGGACAACCACAGCCUUGAGAGAAAAGUUGGUUCAAGAGAGCUUCUUCUCAGGUAUACUGAGGUUAAUUUAGCAUGUCAUUUGUAAAUCAAGGUCCUAGAGUCUGGAGGAAGAGUGUAGACGCACAGAAUCCAACUUGCUGAAGUCUAAUGGGAAGUUUCCACAGUCAGUGAUGGUUUGGUGUGCAAUGUUAUCUACCAGUGUUGGCCCAAUGUGUUUUAUCAAGAGCAAAAACAACACUGCCGUCAACCAGGAGAUUUUAGCAUACUACAUGUUUCCACCAGCUGGCAUGCCAUAUAGAAAUGUUCAUUUCCUUUUCCAGCUGGACUUAGCUCUUUCCCGUAGCGCCCAAACUACUACUUAUUACUGUGCUUGACUGGCCAGCCAACUGGCCAUGUCCACUGAGAAUGUGUGGGAUAUUUGUUUGAUAGGAUGAUGAGAAACACCCCAUCCAAAAAUGCAAACUAAAACUGUUCAAAAUGAAAAAGACACUUAGCGGAAGUUUGACACCUUUCUUUUGUUUCAAGAAAAGUUCAUAUUGAAUCAUGUGUAAUUUAGUACAUUUGAUAUAUUUCUGCAAUAGUCUACUAUAUUUACAAGUGACUAGUGUUGUUUUUUUUUUUUUUUUCAUUUAAUGCUAGAGCCAAACAGAACUGCUACUCCACCCUGCCCUAGCGCUUGAUCUGGGGAAAAGGAUCCCUUGUACAUACCCAAAACCAUGUACAACAAAGCUUCUGUCUUUAAUUAUUCAUUUUCUCUUUCUUUUGUAAAAGGAUGCAGUUGCACUUGGUGAUCAGUGACUGUUUUGACUCUUCUCAGAAUAAGACAAUAAGUACAUACUGUUUUGAGGCUAUGACAGUGUUUGAAGGUGGUUAAUGACAGAGUUAGUUUUACGCAUGAAUGAAAAAGACAGCAGACUGGAAUUCACAAAACCUCUGCCUAAAUAAAACCAUGUUGGAGGUCAUGGGUAGUAAUUUAAACCAUGCUGGAGGCAGAGGAAUUCACUGGGAGUCAUGAGCCCUGUUUUGACCCCACACCACAAGUCACUGGCCUUGUCCUCCUUCAAAUAUAGCUGACAAGGGAGAGGCAUACAGCUGUAGAUUUUUUUUCUAUAAUGCAUGUCAUGAAGCCUGAGUUUACUGACCCAAAGGGACCUUGUGACAGUGACGGGGCAUAAAUAAUUGACUCUCAUCUUUAUGCCCUUAUGUUCAUGUUCAUAAAUCACGUUUAUUUUAUGCCUAACAUUGCCCAUUGGAUACCAUAUGAAAAAAGGUUGACUGGUAUGUAUCAUUUUCAUUCAGCAAGUCAUGGUAUGUGAGACUCCUCGACUUAAAGCUGACAUUUUCUGCAUGCGCAACAUGUCUGGACUAGCUAGCAGCAACCAUGUUUGUAGUUUGUGCUGGAAUGCAGUGAUCCUUAGUGUGUGUCAUUGAGAAAAAGAUGAGGGAUAAAUGAGGAGGGAUGAAGACUGCAGCUGAGCUUGUUUAGAUUCUAGACAACCCUAGCUGGGUUGAGCUUAAUUUAAAAGGCUGAGUAUCUUUCAAACAAAACUUUUUUAGGUGUUAAAAAAGAUACUAACACUUAAAUACUCCUUGAGUGCAGUACUGAUACGACAGGUCCUGAAAAUCAGAGAAGACCACACACACAGCAUGUACAGCCUAUCCUUUAGGCUACUGAACAGUACAGUAACUUUCUCAAUCUUCUAAAAAUAGACUGAGUUUUUUCUGUAAUCAGAUAUAGGAAAGAGUCUUAAACAAAAUGCACCUAAAACUUGAAAAGGCUGAAAAAAACAAUGCUGUUUGAGAAGUGAUCUUUGCAGGAGAAACCAAGAGUUAAAGAGCUCCCACUCGAUCACCAAGACAUCGAUAAUUUAACAGCUCUAAAACCUUUUAGUUUUAAAGGAGCUCAAAACAGACUGAGUUAGAAUUCUUAAAAGCUUUGUGCUGUGAACUCAAACUGAAGUUACUUGUGAUCAUCGAUGUGUGUGUGUGUGCGUGCGUGCGUGCCUGUGUGUGUGAAGAGUGAGGAGAGGGAUUUACAGAACAGGAAGGGCAAACUCAGGAGAUUGUCCCUGUUCUUGUGGCCUCUUCUGUGGCAUGAGCAGACAAAAUGAAAACCUUUGGUUAGUCAUCCAGUCAUUAGGUCUUGACCCUAAACACAGUUUCAUGGGGGAAGUUGAUGUCUUGUGUAAUAACCUGUGACGUAUGAUGUUCCUGUGUGCAUGCUUUCAUGUUCAUGUGUUUGUGUGUGAGUAUCAUAAAAAUAUGAUUCUUCUAAAUUUAGCCAGAGCUACAUGUGUUUGAACCUAAAGAGCUGACCCACAUGAAUCAUGAUAACAAUAAAACACAUAGAAAAACGAGUGAUAAACCCUUAAGUAGAAGGAAAAAUCUCAGUUUGCACAGGCUUACUAAAUAUGGGUCCAUACUUAUUUCUAAUAGCCGUGCUUGAUUUUGUGAUGAUCUCAGCCUGUUGAUGUAUGUAUCGGGAUACAUAUAGUAUCAACAUAUUCUUGAUAAUACACAGCUCUAAUGCUCUUAAGAUAAACUACAAGUUGAUUACAAAGAGAAAAACAAACUGGCCCUCUAAUGUAACAAAAGCAUCUGCCAGCCAAUCAAAUGUAUAAAUUUUUGAACAAAUGAUGGUAGAUCUGAGGGACUGUAUGGUUGGUUGAGUGACAUGAUUGAAAUAUAUUGCUUUUAGCUUUAUUUGGGAUGGAUACAGAUGGUGCAGGUUGCAGAUAUUGACAAAUGCAUUGAAGUGAACAUGGACUCUUGAUUGCCAUUUGUGCUGGCAACAAAUACUCUGUUAAGUGCCAGCAACCCAAUCUUUUACUGAUCUGACCCUAGCAGCUUGACUGCAGACCUCCAGGGGUGUUGUCUUUCACUGGGAUGGAGACACUGCAGAUGGUCCAGGACUCUCCUCUUUAAGUGCUGACAUUGUAUCCAUCAAAUUCCUCUGAGAUUUUCUUCCAAUCCCUGCAGUUUGAACCUUGCAUUAUUCAGAAGGAGACCUCUGGCCUCUCAGAGGAAAAGAAAGACAAUCAAGGAUGAAAAAGUAGGAUUACAGAUACAUGACAUAGAUCCAUUACCUGAGGAUGCAACAUUAAGAUAAAUUGCAUCUUAUUGGGCAUCAAUAUCUGGCUCUUCUUGAAAUAUUUGGCCAAAUACAAUUUUAACUACUGCAGCUACUUGAGAUUUACUCUUAGUCUGGAGAUGAAAAUGUUUGUUUGUGUCACAUUUUGGUCUUUUGUGCCUUCAGUAAUUUUGGUCAAGUUUAAGAGAAUAAAAAGUCAGUAAAUAUCAGUCAUUAUUUUUCGUCAAGUAGCCAAUCAGGACUUGGUAUCUAGGUUAAUUUAGAUGUUUUUUAAUCUCUAAAGCAACAUUUCACACAAUGAAUGAUUUCAGUUGUGUGUUACCUGGACUCCUUCCCAUAGUUUGAUAAUAGACUCCCCCACAUUGCAGUGCUUUUAUGUAGUCUUUGCCCCAUGUUGGAAAAUACUAUUAAAGGUGAUGGACCAACAAAACAAUCUGCAGACACUGUCAGAAAGCAAUCACCUACACGAGUUUUAUGGGACACCACCUGUCUUUGCAUUGACUGAAGAUUCAGGCUCAGUGUGCAGAGGUUUUCUGUAGAUCAAAGAGAAACAUCAUUGUGGACUGUGUCUAAAUGGUUUUGAAGCAUGCAAGAUUGUAUGGCUUAGAUUGUGUUUCAAGACACUUUUUCUCUCACUGUUGAUGUGCUCACACAUCUGAGCCGACAACAUCAAGUGGACUUGGCUCUUGAACAAAGUAUAGCUUGUUAUAAUCAAUUGUGCUGCUCGGUCUUAACAUGGCAGUCCAAGCUGUGGAGGAGCAGCCUAUAUCUCACCACAAGCUCAUAUGAGUACACAGAUAGCCUUUUGUUACAGUGCCAUGUGAUAUCAUAUCUUAGAAACUGAUUCUUGUCAUGACACACGAGAUUCCUGACAUUUCAUUUAACGUUGCAGGUAAGUUUCUUGGUAAAUAAUGUUUCCAAGCUACUCAUAGAUUGACAUCAGUGUGUCCAGAUGAAGAUGUGCAAGCAUACAGUUGAACACACAGUCGCUUUGUGGUAAACAUGGUAUCUAUGUUAUGUUUUCAGAUAUCUGUCUCUCAAUCCGUGUGACAUUACCUCUAUUCACAUUCUUCAGUGUAACAGUAAACAUGUCAGGCUGCCUUCAGGGGGAAACUUGUCAAAUCCAUCAACAAGAAUCAUAAAUCAAGACAAUGACAUCUAAGGAAACGUGAUGUCUGCUGCUCAAUAGGAGGUUUCUAUAACUCAGACAUACAGGUUCAAAACUGCUGUAAACUUCACAUGUUGGAUGCCAGUAUGGCAUUUUUGUGUUUGUGCAACAUACUGAAACGAGACAGUGAUACGCAUCAGUUAAAAAACACUGUGUGCUCUUCCUCCGUGUUGACAGUUCAGAGUCCUUUUAACUGUUCUGUGUCUGACUGAGACGCCAGGACUGCAGCACAUUCUACUGCUACAGUUGUGAAAACAGUUUUAUUUGAAUGGUGUAUGUCAUGCAGCUAUGACAAUUAUUUUCAAUUAACUUUUCAGACUUGGAAUUUUAUUCUCGUAACUUCUGAUACACUUUUGACAUUUGUAAAUUUUAUCAUGACUGACAUGAAAAUGUACAGGGAAAGUAGGGCUAUGCUAGAUAACACCCAAAAAAGCUAUUGGCUAUAACUUACCAGGUUGCAAAAGUCUGUCUACGAUUUCACUCCAAUAUUUCUUUUUAAGAUUUUCAUGAUUGUCACUCAACAACAAAUCAAAGACAGGCAGGUUCCUAGAAAGUAUGACCCAAAAUCAAGCGAUCAGCCUCGUGUUGAAGACUACUUGUAUAAGACCAAACAUUACUGUUAUUCAGUCCAUCUAGCUAAGAGUGUAAAACGGUGCAUCACAGGCUAAAAAACUGUAAAAACAAUGUGCAUGAGCUCACAGCCUGCAGCAGAAUCCUAGUAUUUGUCAGCUGACAUAGUAAACAACAUUACCCUCUGGGUAGUAGCUGUUGUAAAUGGUAAAUAGACUUACUUACAUCACGUUUUCCAGUCUAGUGAUCCUUCAGAGGCUCUUUAAGUCAGCAGUUCACCUUUUACACACACAUUCAUUCAUUAAUGGUCGAGGCUGCUUUAUAAAGUGUCAUUAUGCCCAUCAGGAUUCUUUUAUUACGACUAAAGCUAGACUCUAAGUAUCAGGAUGUCAAACAGUGUCUGUUUGUCAGCUUAAGCUCUGAGCUUUGGAAAUCUCAGUGGACAGCUUUCUGGCUUUUGCACAUGCAAACUUCAGUCAACAGCUACACUGCUGCAUUUUGUUGCCUCAUCUCCCUGGUAUGGCCAAAAUCUGAACUAUUCUUGUUCUGCCCGUUUACCUCAAAUCUGCCUGUUUACCUCCACUUAAGCAGAGAGAGAGAGUUCUGGGACUUCUUGAGCUCUGUUGUUUCAUUGGUUCCUGUAGAUUGUUUGUGCAGAUGGUCUGCUGCAGUGGACCUCCAGGACUCCAACUGCUACAACUAUUAAUAUCAGUCUUACCUUUAUCAUCAUAAUGUCCAUAUUAAGCGACUUCACUCCAGCUGCUAGAAAUAAUAUAAUAAUACUUUUAUUAUUGUAAUGCCAGUGCAGUCUGUCUGUUAAAGUUUGUCUCUGCCACUUAUUAAAUGUGAUCUGUUGUUUUCCUCAUGGUGGGUUAAUGUUCAGUCUUUGAUAGUAGUAUAACUAAGAGCACAGUCUAGGCGUGCACUUUUUGUUAGUUGAUGCUGUACUAAUAAAGUCUCAUUGACUGAUAUGUGGAAGUGCUAAGGCCUUACAUUAGUGCCUCCUCCCUGCACUCUACUCUGACCUUCACAUGCAGAUAAAUAGGAAGUGCUGCCGUGGCAACUACCCCAGCUGAAGGAGGAAAUGCUUUUUGUGAUGUUGUUGCACGAGGACAUCAUUCCCAAAAAUAAAGGUCAAUUUCACAAUCCCCUGUAUUCUGUUUUAGACGCCGGGUUUCUCCCAGCCUGGGAUUGUACCUCUAACUAUUUUGGAGCGGAUGUGCUAAAGCACACCAUGAAAGCUUUAUAGGAGAGGAGAGAGGACACAUCACUGAUUCACCUGCCCAGAUUUGACUAAUGAGCCCUCAGAGUAGCAACACGACUGGAAAAACCUCCCUCUCUUACAGUUCACCUGUUGCAUUGAGCAGUCAGUGUUGCUGCUGUAGUCUGUAUGUUUAGUGAUUGUUUACUGUAUUCAUUAAAAACCUGUUGCCCUCUGUGUUGCAGUGGACGCCUCAGACAGUUACACAGCCAUAUAUGGAGAGACUAUGGUGAUACCAUGCAACGGUGGCGCUCCAGCACCUGAAGAUCUGAUGUUCAUCAAGUGGAAAUACGUGAGUGAAAUAAACUCUGAAUACUGUCCAUUAAUGUUGUCUAAUACUGUCUUUCUUAGCUUACAUGCAGACGAAAAGAAUUAUUCUCCAAUCUGAUGGUCUGGUUUUUAAAUGUACAGUUAAACAGGUAGAACAAGGUACGUUUACCUAAGUUAUAAUGUCACUACUGAUUUAGAUGCUAAUGUUUUCAUUAAAUAUCAGAAAUAUUGAAGGAUUUUCGAAGAUGUUAACGUCUUCAAAAAUAUAGAUGUGAGAUUUGGAUAUUUCAUAUUUAAAUCCUGAUUACUAAGGCCAAAAUAUUCACAGUAACAGUGUUAUCACAAUAUAUACGGAAAUUUUUAAAAUUAUAAAACAAAAUCAGUCAAUUUUAAAAAAGCAAGACAGAGUGGAGUGACACAUUACCCCAUAAACUUAGCUUAUAAACAAAUUUGACUCACUUACAUCUCGUUCCUCCUUUCUUUAUGUUUAUCUGUGUCACCAGUUCUGAGAUGGAAACUGUCAUGACUAUGUUCUGUUUAGUUUUGUGUUACAGAAUGUCAACAACCACCCUCUCAUUUUUAUGGGAACUAUAAAACUCAUAAACUGUGAAAAACUUCACUUUCAUCUGUAAUCUUCUACGACAUGAUGCCCUGCAGUAAAAGCUGCACACUGUAGUAAAGCCUAGUGUAGGUGACCCAGUUUGGCCACUUAACAUUCAGAGAGCAGAUUCGCUUGCAGAAUUAUAAUAUAUUGUCAAUGCUUUUAUUUUAACAUUUGCACUGUCUUGCACUGAAACUGCUUUUUUCCUAUAUUGUAUAAAUAAAUAAAAAAGCUUUUAAUUUGAAAUGACAGUUACGCGACAGUUACUUCAGUAGCCAGCUGAUUGCAUCCCUACUGCUGCUGCUACUUCUUUGUUUCCCCAAUAUUUUUGAGGCAGGUAGCAUCCUGACUAACAACCUACCCCUGAAAAAAAUCAACUGAUCACAUGGUGUUAUCAUAUAUUUCUUUUCAACACAACAUCAGUAUUCCUUUUUUUGUUAUUGGAUCAUGCAACAGAGAUGACUGACAGUCCAUUUAGCUAAAAAUGCUAAUAUUUUCAGACACAUGUGUAGAGGAUUUGCAAACCUCUCUUUACCUACAUUUUUUCAUGGUCUUACUGAUGAGAAAGAUGUGUUUGUAUUUAGUCAGCACAUUAAAUACUGUGCCCCAGAAUGCACUUGAUAAAGUCCCUCUGACUCAAAGUUUUGAAUGUGAUUAGGGUUGAGGAAAGUAGAACCGUUAGGAUUUAAUUUUUUUUUUCUUUUCUGUCACCUCUCAAGGGUUUGUUCUUGACUGUUUUUAUUUCAUGGCCUCUCAGGACAGUUAGUACAUUUCACAGCCCGGUCAUGAGCAUGUGACUGAUAAAGAUCGUAAACCUUGUUUUCAUUCUCCAGGAUAAAGAAGACGGCACUGCUGGUGAUCUGCUGAUCAGACAGGCUCGCAGUGAGGAGGCCACAGUGCAGGCCACAGAUGGUUAUGCCCAACGGGUCAGCACUGACGACAAGCUCAACCUGCUCAUCACCGAGGCUACACUCAAGGACCAGAAGACCUUCACCUGUAUGGUGGUGUCAGAAACCAAUGUUAUGGAGUACCCAGUUGCUGUUGUUGUUCACAGUAAGCUCUCUGUCUCUCUUUGUAUAUCACACUCUCUUUAUAAGCCUUCUAGCUUGUUUAAAAUGGUGCAGAGAAAACAAAGCAAAUACUGAAAAAUAUAUUGUUUUAUAAAAAGGAUAUAUUCAUUUUAAAUUUGAUGCCAUGUUUCCAAAAAGUUUGGACAAGGGCAUGUUAACUCUUGUUUUUCAUCACCUCUUCUUUUAACAACACUGUUGGUGUUACACAGGUGUUACACAAUGUCAAAUGUUUUUAAGUAAGGGCUGCAAGCGAGCCAGUUUAGCAUAAGGACUUGUCUACAACAGAGCCAUGCUAGUUUGGUAUGUGUAGAAUGUGGUUUUAUGUUUUCUUGCUGAGAUAGCUGUCUUUAGAUAGUUGCAUAUGUUGCUCCAAAACCUAUGUGCAAUGGUAACUAGUAAUGACCUCUUCAGAUGUGCAGCCUAGCCAUGCUACAGGCUCUUAUGCAUGCCCAUAUCAUCACAGGUGCUGGAUUUAAAACUGCGUUAUGAUAACAAACCAGAUGGUACACAGAGUGCAUGUUUUCUGUGGUUUCCAAAAAGAAUGUGAAAUGUCAAACCACCGUUGGCCUGGUGGUUUAAGGCAUGUGCUUCAUGUGAGGAGGCUGCCACCCUCAUCACACUGGUCACAGGACUGACUCCUGGCCUUUGUAUGAUUAUGUGUAUUUCAUACCCCUCACUGUCCCCUCAUUUCCUGUCUCUCUCAGACUGUCCCAUCAGUGAGGGCAAAAAACUGGAGUGCUCUGUUAUCCCUGUCCUAACUUUGUAAAUGAGCUGCUUGUAUCAAAUCUAAGUGACUUUUUGAAUAAAACAAUACAUUUUUCAGUGUUAAUAUUUGCUAUAUUUCCUUUGCACUUUUUUUAAUGAAAUAUUUGACGUUUUCAUUUUACCCCUCCAUCCCGGAGUAAGAGUUAAAGUUAAUGUUAGUAGGAAAACAUUUGUACAUGUAGUUGUUCACUUUUUAAUCUGUAAUCUCUGCUUGUGUGUUUAAAGAGAAACCAUCUUCAGUGCAGAUUAUGGACAAGCCUGCUGCUCUGCAGAAGGACAAACCUGUGAUGGUAAGAUACACCACAGCUUUUACAUUUUAGCCAGGCUGUCUAAUUGAUGUCUUCUCUGAGCCAUGUUUCCCUCAGCAGUAUUGCUAUAAAUAGGUUUAAUAGUGAUUAAAUUACAAAAAUUAGAUACAAAGUUUGUUACUUCAAAUUCUUGACUGAUGAAGACUUGAGGGAAAAAAAUUUUUGGUUAGUUCUGAUUUGACGUGGGCUUCUCAUCACAAGCUAACAUGGAGUCCCUUCUGUCAGUGAUGUUUUAUAUUCAGUUAAAAGUACAGACUCAUCUUGUCAUUUGGAAGGGAGUUAGACUCCAUCACUUGGGAAUAUGCCCCCAUGUAUCAGCCUUAUAUUAGGCUAUAUUUCUUUUUUACACCACUCGGCAAAGUAUAAGUAUAUUUGAGAUCAAAUCAGUCUGGUGAAAAUGUGCAAUUGUGUCGACGAUUAACAGUUUAUUCCAUGAUAGCAAGUAGAAAUGCAAGAUGAAAACAUAUAUUUAAGUGCAAGUGCAGUACCGUCUUUCUUUCUGGAGAGCCAGAUGUUUGGCACCUCUCCUCAUUAUUUGUUCACUAAUGUUCAGGGUUAAGACCUGAGAACAAAGCAGUGGAAACUCUCAGAGAGCAAUAAAGGUGUGUGUUAAAGAGAUGAACAUUUCUGUGGGUUUGCUCAUUUUCUUCACUGGGAAAAGUUAUCGAGCACUUCUUAAUGAGCAUUGAGUGUUCACGCAGCUUGUAGCCUAGUCACAGCAUUGUUUGAGAACAAAACCUUGGGGCUGCCCAGUGCCUACAGUGUCCUACUUUGAAUUGGAUUUGCUAUUACAUUGAGGUAUCAACUCUGUACCAGCCCUUUCUUUGUCAUUGGCUAAUGAAUUACCUCCAGUUACAGUUUGUGGAUUCAGCCAUGAUCCUUAUCUCAAAACUUUGUUGACUCACUGUGUCACAAAUGAUGCAAUGUUACAUCUGCACAGAAGGUGCUAACAGAUAAGUACAACUGCAGUGGAGUGCGAAAUAAACACAGAUAUUUAAUCGUGAAAGACUGAUGUUGCUUCUGAUGGAGUCUCAGAAAUUUACAACCAGUUCUAAGUUGGAACUGUUUCUUUAAACCCAAGCUACAAUCCGGUAGUUACAAGAUAAAUUCAUGAGCUUAAAGUGAGCAAACUUUUGUGAGAACUGAGUCCCGAGUGUGUUCAAUUUAUCAGCAAAAUGUACAGUUGGGAACAGCGGUGGAGAUCUGUUGGGUUAUUGAUUGACAGCACCAAAAGUGAAAGGAGUUUUCUCCAGAGACCUUGCUGUAUCAUGCAUAUCUGUAAUCACACAGCCCUCUCCCUGAGGCUGGAGAUUAAGCAGAGUGGGACGUUUCUCUGUAUUUCCCAGAAAUGCCCGCAGCAGGAGGGAGAGUUGGUGUUGGAGGACUUAAUUGGCACGCUGUUACAGUGCAUUCCUGGAUUUGUUGAAUCAGCAGACUAUUAAAGACAGAAAAAUUAUAUUGUCUUGCUGGUCAGAUAUAAUUGCACUGUGUAAUCGACCAAAUGUGGCUCACAGGCCGUGAGUUUGACACCCAUGUUUCAUGAGUCAGAGGCGCAGGGCAGAUAGUGAAACCCAGUGCUUUGGGAAAGGAAUGUUCUUAUGAUGCUGUCCUUAUCUGGUUCACACAGUGUGUACCCAGCUACCAUUACUGACCUUCAAAUGUACCAAUGAGGGAGCUUUACUCUAAAAUCAGUCUAUUAAUUUGUUAAAGGAGACAUCUCUGAUGAAUGACCUUUUUGCUAAUCCCUCAUUAUUUAAUACACAAGGCUAGAGGAAUAGAGCAACAUUGAAUUUCCCUUCAGGGAUUAAUUAAGUUCUUAUUCUUAUUCUUAGAGUAUUUGUUGAUACAGAAAAAGAGAGUAAAGCACAACAUAAUAAACAGCUUUAACAGAUAAUUUCACUGUUUCCAGUAAAGUAAUCCUCUGUAAUCAAACCUAGUUAAAUCAGUUAUAUUUUCACCCUGUCCUUCAUGUGUUUUUUCUUUCUUCGUAGGUGGGAACAUGUGUUGCAGCUGAGGCUAACCCUGCUGCUACAAUCUCAUGGAAGAAGAAUGGAAAGCCCUUGGCAGCUGAUGGGAAAGGUAGUUCACAUAUGAUGACACAUGUGGAAAGUAUUCAGCAUUCACACACUCAGUUUGUGGUUGUACAGAGAUCCCAGGGGUCCAGUGAGUGUUAUCAUGGAGUGAUAAGGGGAGUCAAAAUAGGUUAACUCAUAUUGAUUCAUAUUUACCAAACCUGAAGAACACUUAAAGCAGCGGUAUGAUGCUUUGUUUUAUUUUUCAAACAACUUUUUCAAACAAAUUCAAGUCUAAAUGGAAGAUGUCAGUACCAAACAUGGGCAAAGUUUCAAAUUGUGAGGUAAAUGUGGGUUGGAUUAAUCCCUGGAUGAGACCGAAGGCUGCUCUGAAUAACAUGUUAUGAAAGCCAGAUAAGAGUUCUGCCUGAAAGACACAAGAUUUUCUCAAAAGAGAGAAAAAAAAAGUACAUUUACCAAACAAACAUCCAGCUUUGUGUCAUAGAUUUUUUUUGCCCCUUUUAAACCUUUGAGGUCAGGUUUGGGGUCUACAAUAUUUGGGCUGUGUUCAUUUUUGGGCAUUUUGACCAGAGAAACAACAGUUGGCUCAAAAAAAUGACAAAUUCUGUUGCAUGCCAACAAAGAAGGAGGCUUCUAGACUAAUGAGCUCUGGAAUGCUGGGGGGGUGAGGACAGUAGUUAAAAAGAAGCAUUUCAGGCAAAGUCUAAAUCAUAGAAAAGCUGUGACAAACCCAUCAAAAGGACAAUAUAGAGCCUGAAAAAUGAGCUCCCCUGUUUCAUUACACAUAUUUGAGCUUACUGGGUCUACUGGUCAAGAAAAGAUGCAAUUAUAUGAUAUGAACUAUCAACACUUUUAUGAGUUAUCGAGACAGUUUUUGAAAGAGUGGGAAGUUUGCUUGAUCCCAGUCUAUCUGCUGAUACAUCUACAUCAAUACAACCCUUCUUUUUCUGGUGCAGUGUAAUACUCACCAAAAUGUGUGUUUUGUCAUCUGCUUGUUCACCUCUCCCUCUGCAGCUGUUGUGAUCACCCCUAGCAUGAAGCUGGAUCCAGCCACAGGCCUGUCCACCACCUCCUCCACCCUCCAGUACACAGCCACCAAGGAGGACAUGGGUGCAGUCUUUGCUUGCGUGUCCACACAUGAACAGACCAAUCAGGAAACUGAACUGGAGCCCCUCACCGUUCACUGUGAGUUGACUCAGACCCAGCUGUACCUGUAUGUUCUCCUGAGUUUUGCUGCUCACAGGCAGUCAUGUUGAUUGUUCUCAGAAGUUAAGUUUUACCUUCAAGUUGUAGUUAGAUUAUUAAUGACAGGUCACUGUUCCCCUCAUGUUUUAUUCCUCUCUCCUUUUAACUGCUUUCUGAACUUCACAGAUCCAACCGAGAAGGUCAGCCUCCAAAUAAUGUCCCAGGGGUCCAUAGUGGAGGGUGAUAAUGUGACGCUGAAGUGUCAGGCUGAUGGGAACCCUUCACCCAACUCCUUCAUCUUCUACGUAAAGGUCAGUCUGAGACUGUAAACAAGCAGACCUAGGCUACAGUUCAUCUGGCCUCUAAGUGGAUGUAAUAAGUUUUCAUCUUCUCCUCGUCUUCUCUUUUCAACAGGGCCAGAAAAAGCAGGUGGAAAAUUCAGACACCUAUGCUUUGCCUUCCAUCAGCAGAGAGGCUGCCGGAGAAUACAAAUGCUCCCUGACCGACAAUGACAAGAUUGAAGGCGUCCAAAAUAUUGUUGUGAGCUGUAAGUUCUCACAUCGUGGCAACUUCUGGGCUCUGGUUUGCAAAGAUAACUGAAGCAGACAAAUUAACUCAAAUAUGUCUUGGGCUCGUUCCAUAUAACUCCCUUGGCAAGCAUUGUUGUAAAACUCACAUCAAAUCUAAAUUUUACUCUACAAAAUAAAUAAAUCACUGCUGAGUGACUCCACUAAGUGAAGUUUGAGCCUGAGGCUCAGCAAUGACAGAGACAAACAUCAGCUCCAAAUAUCUGCUGUUAAACUACCAAUCACAUUUCACACUGUCUGUUUCUUAGACCUGGACCUGAGCCUAAGUCCCACUGGUAAGAUAGUGAAGACAAUUGGCGAGCCCUUGACAGUGAAGAUGGAGAAGAAUGCAUCGGGAGAAGCUAAAGUGUCAUGGACAAAGGUAAUGGUGAUGGGAGAGAGCGACAGAGGGGUUUGAUGUUGGAUUAUUGAAGGAAAUGAAACAUUUAUCAAGACACCAUCGAGAGCAGAUAAUAGUUUCCUUAUACCAAAUAACACUGGGCAUCAGUGCUUUCAUCAGUGUUUGCUGUGCUCCAGUACAGAAGAAGGAAGUUAUCUUACAUCUCUUUUGUUUGAAGUUAUAGCAAUAUUUGGCUCUAGAAAACACUGAUGAAUAUUUUGACCCUGAUUUCAGAAUGGAAAGCCAGAGACAGAGCCAAACUUAAGCAAGUUGGCAUAUGCUGAUGCAGGAGUCUACGUUUGUGAGCUGUCCAUGGGCGGCCUUACACGGCGGCAGAGCUUUGAACUGGGGGUAGAAGGUGAGUAAAUAUGCAUGUGUUGAACGUGAUUCCUUUGUUGAUGGUGUUGAACUAAUUUAACAAGUAAGGCUUGACAGUAGAUCAACACACAACAGGAUAUUGGCUUUUUGUAAGUUUGAAUAUAUUUGCAAAUGCAAUUGGCUUCACUAACUGGGCACCAGGAUUCCUCUGGCUAAACAAACACAGAUACUUUCCUCUCUUCCCCAUAGUCACUGAAAAGUCACACACACACUUAAGCUGUUCAUCACUUCCUUUCUGACAAAUUUUCUUCCAUUAGCAACAAAAAAAAACAGUGUUGAUGUAAGACUAAGACAGGCGACUCUAGGACUGAAAUAGCACAAUAGCAAUGUGCAAAGUUUGCAGGAUAUUAUUGUUCCAGCUGAUGAGUUAUGUGUCGUCAAUGGAAUCUGGAAAGUUUUUUUUUAUGCCAGGUCAGACCACAUGAUUUAAGCUUGAUUGUAGCCUGUUUCAGCAGGGUGUUUGGACUCUCAGCCCCCAAAACUGAUCAUUUCCUCCCUUAUGAUGUGUCAUAGUGAGCAACAACUACAAACACAUUCGCAACACCUUACAACCACCCAAGCCUGAUCAAUGAGAUCACAGAAAUCUCUGCAUAUGCAAAGGUCACAACUGCUAACAAACAAAACAGGGAAGUGAAAGAGGAAGGAUGACGUUGGUGAUGUGAGAUCACUAAAAAAAAUUAGCCACCCUUUGAAAACCAAAUGUCAUAUUUCUAAAGUUCCAAGGGGCUUUCUUUCUGGGUUGAUGCGGGCGCCCCUGUGGUCAAGAUGUUAAUUGACAAAAAAAAAAUCCCCCUCCCCUGCCUCUUCACCUUAAAAUUUGUUACUUGCUGUUUCUUCAGCAUACCUACCCCCUCACAGUGGUGAUAGGCACUGAAAAUGAAAAAAAUGUAUUGAUUUUCAAUCUAGCUGCUAAUGGUCUCUUUUGCAUAUUUUCAUCAUACAGACACAUCACUGUUUAUUCCAGGCUGUUUUAUAACCUGUGAAAAAACUCCUUACAGGAGCUUUAAAUGACAUAACAUAUCCCAAUAUAGCUCAAAGGAGGCGAGCAGGUUGUUAAAGUAACAACAUAGAGUGCUUUUUUUUUUGGGUGAGGUUUUUUUGCCCUUUGUCUAAAGAGGACAGAACAGUGGAUAGAACAGGAAAAGGGAAUAAGGGAGUAAACGCAGGUGGGGAUCAAACCUAGAGGUGAAUGGGGCGUGCAUAGACCACCAGACCAGCAACACCCCUGGUGAUUUUCAAAGGACAUAUUUUCUAACAGGGGGACUCCUGUCUUGUACUUUUGUCUUGACGGCAGUAAACAGAGCCUGUGAUCAUCUAAAGUCUUUUAAUUUGACUAGGAUUUUAUCAGCUUUUCAAGAAGAAGUCUAAAGUAACCCAGACUGUUCUGUCACAUCAUCCUCUGUUUGAAUAUUGUGUUCAAAAUGAAAAAACAAAAGCAAACAAAGUCUGAAUUUCUUUGGCGUUCACACUCCUGGCCACUAAAGCUGGUUCUGAUUCCCAUCAGGAAAACCUGUGAUCACCAGCCUGACCAAACGCCGUGCUGAUGAGGAGGAUACCAAACACAAAAUCCUGACCUGUGAGGCUGAGGGAGUGCCAGAGCCCAAAUUCCAGUGGAAUGUCAACAGCACAGACGUAAGUGCUGGUCAUGAAUGUGUAAAGAGCUCAUGUUUUUGUAUGUUCAGUGUUGUUACUGGAGAACAAGAAGCUUCUGCAAAAUAAAGCAAGUCUGCCAUGAGGUUUUUUAGAGGUUCUGUUAAGAUCUUGCCUGUUCACCUUGUUUCUGGGUCAAAGAAAAAGAGCUCCUCCUCAGGUUUCACUCCUUUGUAGUCGUGCUGUUUUUGGACAUUCAGAGCUGAACUUGUGUGCAUACUGGGGUUGCUAUGAUACCUAUUUUUUUUUUCAUUUUGAUACAGUAUCAGCAGAAAAAAAAAAAAACUUACUCUUAACUUAUUACAAAAGUUACUGUGCAGCAGUAUGGAGAUGCUUAUUAAUGGUCUUCAAGCUGCAACAAGUACAAAACAUUAGAGACCAGGUGAUGUUGUUGCCUCUCUCCUCUCUUCUUUGUCUGUCAGGAACAAACAGAAAUGUAACAUGAUUUUAUCAGACGCUUGUUAUGUCCCUGCACAUAAAAUGAUGUGUGACUCCCACUCCUCCUAAGAAAACCAGCACUAUAAAUCAAACUUAACAAAACAGCAGUUUUAAUGAGCAGUAUGUCCAAACAGCAAACUAAAGUUCUACUUUAAACUUGCCAAACAGUGAGACAAAAUGUAAACACGUCAAAUACCUUAGCUAAUCUCCAAACACAAAAAAGAGAGAAAAAAAGAUAAAACAAAAGCUACUCCCUCUUACUCUGAUGUUACCCAGUGCUGUAUAUUUACAGUGUUUUUCUAUUUAUCAAAUAUAUACAAGCUAAUUAGCUAAUCUACCAUCUAUCAAAGUCUAGCCUAAGUCUCUGCACACAAUAUUAGAAAACCCAGAGCUACACAGAAAACUCAGAUCCAAAGGUCAGAACACACAAUCUAAUGCCGGUCAGUUAGAGUUCAAGAGACAGGGAGAGCAGUCUGCAGCAGUUUGGAUUUAAACCAGUGAAGAUCAUCCUCACCCAAUCCAGAAGGAGCACUCCUGUUUGAAUCGACCAAUCAGAGGCUGCACCUGCAGCAGCACCUAAUCAGACACACCCACAGAGACACUCGCACAGAAACAUACACAUUCUGCAGCUGAGGAGACAGCUGCACAGCACAGGAGGAACAGAUAACCACAUAUAUGACCCAGGGUCAGAACAGUGUCAAAGGUCAGUAUUUACUGACCUGUGAAUGAGGAGAAUAAGCAACAGUGACCGUGACUGUGUGCACACGCUGCAGGCAGAGGGAAGCGCAACUUUUGGCUGCAAACAAACAAAAUCCAACACCUCCCUUCACCUUUUCAUCCAAAAGUUCUUAAGAGUGUAGCUGCUGUGAAAUAAUUAGAAAAUAAAUAUGUUAUUUUCAAGUUUCACUGCCUUGUUUAAGCGGCACUCUGUGGGGGUAUAACCUCCUUAGGUAAAUAUCAUCAGGUGAUUAAAAAAAUAAUAAUAAAUAUAUAUAUAUAUAUAUUUCGGAUCAUCUAUUUUUGAAUUGAAACCAGAUUUGAGAACCAUAUUUUUUCAUCCGUUUUGAGAAUAAUGGACAAAGAUGGUAAAGAGUCAUGAACUUUUUUUUCUGAAAGAGAAGGCCUGGUCUACUGUAGGAAUAACACGUUACGGUCAUUACAGUACAUAAACCAGAAAAAUCCUUGUCUGUUGGUAAAGUUCAUGACAGAUUGAUUCAUAGGAAAAUAACCCACAGACUCAAAUAAAACUGUGAACUACUGUACCCAUCACAAGCAUCAGUGCUCUAAAAGAAGCAUUGCCAACAGGAGGCAGGAUGUUGUAUUUUACUCUAGCACAUAUUAUGGCUUUGUAUUUGCUGCCCGCCCCAAAGUUUCUUUAUGAUAAUGACUACUCCAGUAUUUGUCAAUUUAUCCGGCAUCCCGCUAUCACACUGAGUCCCCAUCUUUUUAAGACCCUCCUCUUUUGUGUUUUUCAUGGUGUCCAGGAGACAAGCUCCUACGUCAAUGGCAAGGCUGUCCAUAAGAUCACUGUGAUCCCAAAGGUGAACCUGACCGUCACCUGCACUGUCACCAACAGGCUGGGAGAAGACUCCAAGACCAUCAAUGUCUCCUCACGUGAGUAACUGUAUAGAUCACGUGAACAUGUUUUUGGGUGGUAUAUGAGCAGCUAUAGUCGACUACUUUUACACCAAAUACAGUGAGACUCUAUGUUUCUUUCUUUUUUUUUUAACAUCUGCAGAUUUUUUUCUUUUUUGCUUGGGGAUGAAACACUAUUUGUACAAUUACUAUAAGUAUUUUCCAGUUCUGUUCCUUUUAUUUGUUUUUAUGAGUUCUAAUUUGUUUUUUUUAUGUUUGAUUUCAGUUUUUAAGGAGAGUACUGAGAAAAGAGGUAAGCUCUUAUUUUCUUUUACUCCUCUCUUUUCAUUUUUAGGGGCUAAUAUUAUCAAGGUUUCCUUUAAAAAGAUUAAAGUCGUUCUCAGGUUAAACCAGAUUUCAUGAGGCGUUAAACUUGACUGUAACUACUACACUGCUUUCUCUUUUUAAGUCCAAACUGUUGACUCAGAUCAUCAUUUUAGCUCAGACAGCACUGUGAAUGAACACGCAUACUUGUUUUUAUUAAUGUUACCAUUAUUUAGACUAGCUCAUGUAGGGACCCUCUCACAUUAUCAAGACUACUUGAUAGUUGUUUUAUGACUGUGCAGCUACCAUCUCCUAGUACACAGUAUCCUUACUGCGCUGCUGAUGUUUCCCGGGAUAUAAACAAAACACGGCUUGUGUUUCUACAGUAACGACCAGAAUAAGUUCCUGCAGUAUAAACACCAGAAGAAACAAAACCUGUGAUAUACAGUCUCAUUCAAUGGAACUUAAUAUUUGAGUAUACUAAAUCAGUGGAAGAAGGUGGUAACUGUGAGGCUGAAAUGCAGUGUCUGAUCCACAGAGGACACUUUCUGUGAUUUUGGUCUCUAUUUUGUCAUAUUGCUGUUCUUAGCGUCUUACUGAAAGCUGUUGCUGUCUGUUUUCAGGCUCUGAGGGGGAAUCAGGGGAUCAAGCAAAGGUCAUCGUGGGUGUUAUCGUCGGGCUUCUCAUCGCAGCUGCUGUGGUUGGACUCAUCUAUUGGCUCUACAUUAAGAAUUCGAGGUAAAGAUUUCAUUUGAGUCCUUUAAUGUGGGUCCUGGUGGCUUUGCUGUAGCUACCUCACAGCGGGAGCCUUCGGAGUCCAACAUUUGUUUUACUAUUUAUCAACCUGUACAUAUCAAAGUGAGAUAUCUUUUCUAAAACAUUGGGAUAUUAGAAUUUCUAAGCGUCAAGUAGUCCCGCCUGAUUACUUGACAUUUCAGCAGGUGUCUGGUAAAAUGUUUUUCCUCUGCUCUGAAGAUGUGUAGGAGAGAGUUAGUCUGUACCACGUGUUCAUGCAGUGUUUUCCAUGUCUGUAAUAUCUGCAGGCAAGGAAGCUGGAAAACUGGUGAAAAGGAAGUAGGAACAUCUGAGGAGAGCAAGAAACUAGAGGAGAACAAUCACGCGGUUUAA
Molecule: messenger RNA, 48184 nt
Organism: Xyrichtys novacula (pearly razorfish)
Lineage: Eukaryota; Metazoa; Chordata; Actinopteri; Labriformes; Labridae
Source: the annotation of a GenBank genome assembly